Molecule: messenger RNA, 67485 nt
Organism: Pelobates cultripes (western spadefoot toad)
Lineage: Eukaryota; Metazoa; Chordata; Amphibia; Anura; Pelobatidae
Source: the annotation of a GenBank genome assembly
UCAGCAUCCCCCAUCUCUCCUCCUCCUACACAACCUCCCCUCUCCUCUCCCCCCCUCCCUGGCCAGAGCUGUGUAUCUCAGAGACAGAAUGGCGGAGAGAGAAAAAUCAUCUACCACUCCAGCAAGCUCCUCACCCUUUAUGGGGAUGCAUCUGGCCUCUCCACCGCAUUUCAGGUAUAUUCUGCCAAUCCUACCACCCACCCCCAUCUCACCCUGAGAAGGAGAGGGGCUGUAUAUUCCCCCAUCUCCUUGACAUUCUGUUCCCGCAUUCCCUUUUUCAUACUGCUCGCCUAUUGUGUUCUGUAUUUUUAUAUACAUUGUAUCUGCAGUUGGGGUGGUAUGUUUUGGAACUGUUGAGUUGACAUUGUGGUUUUUUUUUUAUUUAUUUUUUUAAAUUAUUUUUAUUAUUAUUAUUGACGUGUGUGUUUGUAUUUUUCUUACACACGUUCACAUCUGGAUAUUGCGGCGUUACCUCUGCAGCUGGAUGCCUAAUAGUUGCCAUCCUCCUGGGUGUGGUGUUGAUGUAAACGGUACAUCUGGGAAGGCUGUAAGAUGUCAUUUUGAUUUUGUCCAGCCAGGGGUUAAUGGAUUUAGGCAUCCAAUGCUUCCCCAAUCAAUUAGUCAAUAGGAAUUAUUGCUCAGACAGCAAUGGGUUAAUCAAUAUGUGAUCAGUCAAUUAUAUACUGCUGUCUCCUGGAUGCAAAUACUAGAUAAACAGGUGUGUGUAUGUGUGUAUAUGUGUGUCUGUGUGUGUGUAUGUAUGUGUGUGUGUGUGUAUCUGUGUGGGUAUCUGUAUCCCUGUGUGUCUGUCUAUGUGUAUAUGUGUGUCUGUGUGUGUGUGUGUAUGUGUCUGUGUGUAUAUAUAUGUGUAUCUGUAUUCCUGUGUGUAUAUCUGUGUGGGUAUCUGUAUCCCUGUGUGUGUGUGUCUGUCUGUGUGUAUAUGGUCUUUGCCGCCCCUCACUCUGGGGUAAUAGUAACCAGACGUCUGUUUGUUGUUUCUUGGAAGGAUACACAGGUUUUGGCAUUUUUUCUGGCAGUAAAUCUUGCAAGAGACUGCCCUCACAGUGGUUUGAGUUUCACUAUAUAUUAUGUUGCCUACAUGUUGUUAUGGAGACAAAUUGAAAUUCAGAUUGUUACCUGAGCGUAUUGGGAGCUGCAGAUCACUCUCCCUGGAAUGCCAGAGAGUCCCUGGAUUUUGAUUUUUUUGAGAAGGUUUUAAGGAAUAUUCAGCUCACCGUUGGUUGAGUAUAUUGGAAGUUGUAGUCCACAGCAGCUGGAACAUAGCAGAUUGCCUGUUUAUUAUGUAAAAUAUACAAGGCUAUACACUAAAGUAGGGAUUCAAAGUGAAUUCAAAUUUAAGCUCAAACUAGCAGAAAUGGAAAGACUCUCUGAGUUAGCUAUGCCUUCUGUUUGAUUACUCUGGCUUUAAAUAUAAAAUUCACGGAGAAUUCUCAUUUUAGUGAGUGACCCUGAUGAUUAAUAUUAGCAGUAGGACUGAUGCUCUUGAUGAAGAUAAAGGAAACUUUGGUUGAAUGUCAUAGAGCUUUGAACUCGUCAAUGAGAUCUUACAAACCAAAUUUACCAUAAAUUUCCUACGUGUGAUUGUGGCAAACUAUCAUUGUUCUCUAGGGGGUCAUUUUCUUUGAGGCUGGCAUUGGUCCAUUCAUUGGCCUCUGGCAAACUGCUGCACACCUGGUGUACAUCUCUAUUUCAUUAUUCAUGGCUGGAUGUGAAUGAUGAGAAUUGCUAUUCAAACAAAUGGGCUAAGCAGAGUUUGCCCUGUGUUCACUGAGGUCAUGCCAUAGUAACUAUUACAGGGCCCUCUACAGCGAUGACAUCCUGGCUGUCAGGGGUGUUAAAAUUGUUCUUGGAAGCUAGAUUUCUGCCAGAGUCUUAAAAUGCCUCUCAUUAACAACAUGUAAUCAAGCAAUUAACGGUCCGCAUGGCUGAGCAUUGUGCUGACUAUUCGUCUGAAAAUCUGGUACGUCUGCAGCCCUUAAGGAAUGGAGGUAAUAUUCUUGCUAUCCACCAGCUAUUACUUGCAAGACAACCGGCAAAUGAUUGUUCCUUCAAAGAGACUGGCCAGAUCAUGGCUGGCUAACAUUAUUUAGAGUUGUAGUCUUUAGUGACAAAGUGUCUAGGGUUAAUUAUAAAUGUAUCACGGGGCUCAUGCCCAUAUUUAUAGGCCACAGAUUUUUGGUGAACAACCGGUAUCCGACAACCGCUGGUCAGUUUCCCGUGGGCACAGCUGUCUAGCGCACUGGCUUCAAGUCGCGCUACCGCAGGCAUCGGAUGGAAGAUCCCCCUAUGAGCUCCUGGUAGACGGAGAGCCCGCGGCUCGCAACUGUCAUAGCGGCUUCUGUUGAUCGCUUCAUUGCUGGAUGAGUGCGUUUUGUCUCUUAGAAGUUACUGCAGCCUGAGUGAGCAAGGCAAAUAGAGCAAUUAAACGAGUCUAUGAUAAUGACCAGCAGUCCUAACAACGCAGGCAGACCCUCGUUAGUAAACGGUGUUCUUACAGAUAUAAAGUCAACAAAAUUCAGAAGAAACAAGUGAUUAAAUUAACUGGACCAGGUUCCAUAUUUAAUCACUUGUUUCUUCGGAAUUAGUGCAAAAAUAUAUAUAUAUAUAUAAUAGUGAACAAAAGUGUAUGGGGAUUAUUUAUAAUGAGCUAUUCUCGAGCAAAGUUCUAAUUGGACAAAACUAGACAUGUGCACAAAUUCUUUUCAGCUGUACGAACAAAUGGAAUGUCUUUUAAUCUGCGCCCAAACAAAUCCAUCCAUCCAGGAUUUUCCGGCGGAGUCUAGUUAAAUGAAUAAGACUCCACGGGUAAAUCCAGGAUGGAUCGAUUCGUUCGGAUUAAAAAUAAAUUUGAUUGGUCCGUAGCAGUAAACAGAAUUUGUGCAAAAGUACAGAGCAAAAAUUCCACUAGUUUUGUUUGUGAUUGCUCAACUUGUAAAACGUUUGUUCCAGAAUCACGUUUGGUGUUUACAUUCCAUUUUCUGUUUGGGGUUGUAUAUAACCUUAUUUUAUUUAUUUGUUUUGUAAAUAGAGUUUUUUAUUAGCAGUUCAGAUAAUAACAGGAAACAGUAUGAAUAGUAUCAGUGAGACUCGCAGGUCUCUAUUAGCAUCUUACAUGAGCAUCACACGUGUCAGGCGCAUCUUACCUUAUUUUAUUUUAUUAUCUUCUUGCUCAUCAUUCUGUCUUUCUAAUUCUGGAUAAACGGUUUCUCAUACAGGUCUGCAAUGACCUAACCUGGCUGACAAUGAAGGGGUUUAAUAGUUCAGUGACAGCUGAGGGCAUGUCAGCUUCAUCAGGGGUUCCCAAAUCAGACCGCCAAGCUGCCUGUAGUCCUUGAUUGAUCAAUACACCUGUAAAGAUACCAUGUGUUUUAUUUUUAUUUUUGUAACCCACUGAUUCUUAUUUUGCAUUUACUUUGCAUUCUGUGAGCUCACUGGCCUUAACAUGUCGGUAUACUUAUUUGAAUUCAUUUGUGUACUGCUUCCAAAAUAGAAAUCAAAGAAAAUUAACACCGUGAUAUUGCACCUCAAAGAACAUUCCAGACAAAUAUAUUCUAGCACCAUACGCGGCUUAACCCUUUCACCACCAAGCAUCUUAUUCAGCAUUCGGCACAUUUCAAAUAAGGGUUGAAUAUCUAGCACAUUAAAACAAUAAUUCUAUGUACGGUUGCUGUUUUUAUUUCUGUGUUUCAGAAAUAUUGAGAAUGUUCUGUUUUAGAAGUCACUCCGUGUUCUUUUACUUGUAACAUUCUCAUAUAAAACCAUCGGAAAAAAACUGGAAAAUUAGCAUAGAGGCAGAGAAACCUUUUUAGUUGCAUGUGCCAGAUGCGUGUUUGAAGGAUCUCGCUGGUAGUUUUUAGGAAUGCUGCGUCCAAAAAAUGCCUCCUGAAUGCAAAAAAACAGGCAUCCGCAGUGUACAUCAUGGGAGUUUAAUUCCAGAAUAGCUGGAGUGCUUGUUGGUAACCCCUAUCCUUUAUGCUAGGCAGAGUGUAAUGGUGGUAACGUUCAACAGCCAUUUGGCUGAAGACCAUGAUAUUUAACAAAAUACAGUAGUUUCCUUUUGGCCUCCAACUCGGCAGAAUAUGUACUGUAUCUUAGCCAUAGUUACAAUGAAUAUAGCAUUGCUUGUUUUUGCAGCAUAUUUAUUGGUCUUAGUAUUUGGUUAUCAGUCUCUGGCCUCCUGUCAGACUUGCCAUCUAAUUUCACAGACUGGCACUGGGAGAUCAGAUGACUUGCCUCCUGCCUCAGGAUUCAACCCCCACUCUCUGCUUCACACUGUGCGUUAUAGUCCGCAUUCGCACCAACUGAGCAACACUUUAUUCUCUGAAGCAAUUUUCUUCUGUUCUGUACAGCUUGGCCUGCUAACGAUCCCCUGAGAGUUGGUUUCUGAGCCUGGAAGUUUAAAUCUCUCUUCAUCCACAUUGCACAUUUUUGAUCUUUUUUACUUUAGUUCAUCCGUUCUCUCUCUCCCGUGGCACAAUUAUUUAUCCUGCAAUUUUUGGCUUAGACGGUGCAUUUAGACAUUUUUAUCAUAUCUUUUUCUUGUCUAUAUUCUGUAUCCUGGGUAUCUGCUUUCUGUUCAGUGACUGGACUUCCCCUCCCAGGAUCUACACGAUGCAGAAUUAGGUUAAUUGUGUCUGUCCCUCUAAUGACCCCCAAUAUCUAAUGUUCUAUACACUUCUAGAAUGGAAAAUGUCCACAGAGGUCAAAUAGGAUCCCUGAAUGUCCUGCACAUCAUCCUCUGUAACCCUUUCAUUUUCAGACAGGGUUAUCCACUAUGUGAAUGGUGUGGAUUAAUUUACAAGAAAUUAAAAACAUUUAGUCAGCGAUAGCCAAAAUGAAAGUAUAACUGACUAUUUUCUAAUUUGGCUAUUGCAGCCUAAAAUAUUACAUUCACUUUGGAUUCCUGACCAUUCCAAUAGUGGCCACCAAUUAUGGAGGAGACAAUUGGCCUUUGAGGUUGUCUCUCUUCUCUUUACUAUAGCACAGGGAGAAGAGAUAUGCUUGAUAUUUGUAUUGCUUGUCUAGGUGGUGAGGUUUGUAGAGAUAACACCAAUCUUGGACAAUAACAUUUAACCUAUUUAGAGGAGACCUCAUCCAAGGUGUUAAUAGGGGGACUGGAGAGAAGGAGUUUGCACCAAAUGUUGGAGAUAGCUUACUCAUACAGUCCAAUAACCAAGGAAAUCUCGCCGGGAUGAGCCUUAUAAUCAAAUUUGACUUAUUCUGAGUCUGAGAAACAAAUUAGUUGCCAAUAAAGACCACAAGGACAGUCUUUAAUAUUAAAUUACAUUAUAUUUUGUAAUUUUUUAACACAUGCAAGGCACAUACUAAUAAUCACUAAAAGGGUUUCACACUUCUGGCUAACGACUUAAAAUUUGAGGUGAGUCAGAUGGAAAUUGGGUGUACUUGAAACUUACCAAGGUACCUUAAUUUGCUGAGCAAAUUUUAGCUUCACUGGGUUGUCCAGGUAGCUCAGCUCAGGAAGAGGUUCCUCACACCCAAAUUAGAUGUAGGUUAUUUCUGAAUUAUUGGCUGGGGGAUUGCCAAUGCAAAUAAGCGUUCCCCAUCCACAAGGUUUUCGAUGACAAGGGAACCUGCAGUGUUUAGGGGCUCCUUAAUGGUGGCAUCUUCCUGGAAACCACCAUGAUAAAAAUAUUUUAUUUUCUUGCUAUUCAUGAAAAAUGAAUGGUGGGAAAUCCUGCUGGACCUCAUACAAUGUCACAGCUUUUCUGAUGUGGUGUUUUUAUUCCAAAGUCGCUGAAUUUGUCAUAACUUGGGGGUGUCACAGUUCUCACUGUGCCAUACAGACGGCCGGGCGUGGCCACCCCGGAAGUGCCCAACAGGGGAUUUGAACCUGGGUCCAUUGCUGUCCUGGGCCUGCUAUCUGCCUUUCAGCCACAGCAGUUCAUAUUCUUUAGAGUAGUCCUAGCCCUGUUCUACCUGGCUAUGUCUGCAGCACUGUGGGCUGGACUUCUUCUUCUUUGGUCAUUGCCUGUGCUUCACCUCAGACAAAUCAGACAUCAGCUGGGUAUAUGAGCACUGCCUCGCCCUGGGAACUUUAGCAAGUCUUUUAUCCUUUUGUGUGUAUUCAGUUCCUGUGUUCUAGUCUCUUGAACUUAUUUCAUAUUGACCCCGGCUUCUGACUUUGUUUAUCUUGACUUCGGCUACACUUCGUUUAUCCUGACCUCUGGCAUCCCUUGACUUCGGCUACACUUCGUUUAUCCUGACCUCUGGCAUCCCUUGACUUCGGGCUACACUUCGUUUAUCUUGACUUUGGCUACACUUCGUUUAUCCUGACCUCUGGUAUCCCUUGACUUUGGCUACAUUUCGUUUAUCCUGACCUCUGGCAUCCCUUGACUUCGGCUACAUUUCGUUUAUCCUGACCUCUGGCAUCCCUUGGCUUUGGCUAAAUUUUGUUUAUUCUGACCUCUGGCAUCCUUUGACUUCGGCUAUCCCUGGACUAUCCUGCUGUUUGUGUCCUUGUCGGUACUGCUUUGGAACACCUUUCCUGCAUUUAGAAUAAUGCCCUCUAUGAUCUGAAGCAUCGCUUGGAAUACUGGACUGAGUCACAGAUAGACAAUGCUUCUCAGUGACCAUUAUUUUGCUUCGGAGAUGAUGUAACUGGUUAUUGAUCACCAAUGACUUUAUCCACUUACACAGAAUUAGCCAUUCUCCUUCGUAGCGGUUUUCAGGAAACUGAAAUUGCUUUUGUGGGAAAAGCCCACAGAAAGGAACAUUUCCCUCUAGAGGUGUUUAAACAAUGUUACUCAUUUCCAAAAACCUUUCUGUUUAACACUGCGGCUUUCAGAGAUACGUUUAAAGGGGCAAUGUAGCUGAAUGCAGUUUAUUACUUUGGAUGUUUAUACUGACACUCUGUGUUGGUUUUCUUAUUGAAAAAAAAUGCACAUGGUCUGUUUGUUAAAAUAACAUAUACAAAUAAUGAAAAAUACAGGGUGCGCAAUAAUAACCACCAACACGCAGUGAGAUAUACGUAUUACAGAAAAAUCCUGAUGGUACAUAUGGUAUUCCCUGAUCAAUCUGCAAAACAGAAAAGCUACAUAGCAUAAUACUUUUUUUACAUUCAGAAAGAAAUCAAACAGAGGUAAUGGGUCACUCACAAUUCGCAGAGCCACAUAAAGCAGGCUCUGGCUGUAUUGGCUUGUCAAAAAAUCAGGCUGCUUUGAUACGUGUUUUAUACUUGUAUAGGUAUAGUGAAGAGACUUGAAUUAUAUUAAAAUCAAUUUACUUAAUAAAUGCAAAAUACAGAUAAUAGCAGCGACACAAAAGUGCAUUAAAAUCCAAAAUAAAAAGUACAACACGUUUCAAGCUUACGGUUUUCCUCAAGGUGCAAGAUGACAAGAUUGGCAAGCCAAUACAGCCAGAGCCUGGUAUAUCUGGCUCUAGGACAAUAAUUAUUUACAAUAAUAUGUCUUUAGCACUAGGAGGGAAUACAUGGAACCUUUGUUCCUUGUUUCUAAUUUAGUUUGUCCUAUGUAAGGGAAUGUUUGUUUAUCCCAAAGAUAUUUGUUUUAUUUCUGUUCUAAUUUUGUUUGUUUUUUGUAAAAUUGUUUUGUAAACAAUUAUAAUCACUGGAAAAAGAAAUCUGGUCUCGUUGACCUCACUGGUCAUGCACCGCUUCCCUCCCACCUCUUCAGGAAUUGGGGCCAGUAGACCAGACUCCUACAGUUACCUGAAGUCUGAUGCAGGUCACUAGAAGGGCAAGUCUACACUAACAUUGCUGUACAACAACAACAACCACUUCUAUUUACAUUCAUAAACCAGAAGUUAUUUCACCCCACUGAAGCCAUUCACAUUGAUGAUAAUUUUCCAGUAGUAAUUAACCAAAAUCUGCAUUUGUAUUAUUGCAACAGAUAUACCAUAAUUCUAGUUCAACCUUUAUCAAAUUACAUUUCUAGGAAUAUACUAAAGGGAUACUGUAUACAUUUCUAGGAAUAUACUAAAGGGAUACUGUAGUCACCGUAACUGCAUUGAAGUGGUUAUAGUAUCUGGAUAAUGCCAGGGUAGUCUGAGCAGUAUAACCAUUUAAAGUAUAUGAAAUGGUUUUAGUGUGUACAGUGUCCCUUUGGGCAGACUAGAUGGGCCAAAUGGUUCUUAUCUGCCGUCACAUUAUAUGUUUCUAUGUUUCCUUUACGUCUCUGGGUUAUAUAUUCCAGAAACACUUUAAUGCACAUCUGGAUAUCUGACUGAUUUAAUAUUCUACAGAAAUUGGUACUUAAUUGAAAUAUAUAUUUUUUCUGACCUUGUCUAUAAUGCCGAGAUUGGCCUCAUUGCCCUAGACCAGUGUGGCACUUGGGUAUUUAAAAGCAGAGCGUACAGGACAGGAGCAUUUUAAAAUCAAUUGAAAGGUAAUACAAUAGAAGCUAUGGAUUUUUUUUCUGGGCAGCCUGGGGACCAUUUCAAACCACAGGAGAGGUUGCAAUACCCUUCAGCACCGUGUCAAGCAAAAACAUAAAUUGUUGACAUUACAGAUAUAUGUGUAAUAAUAGAUGCAAGUGACUGUGCUGUUAAUGUCCAUAUUAACUGUAUAGGAAAGGAGUGUGUAUAAACCAUUCUGGUAAUCCAACAGUUAACACGGGGGUUGUAUUUUUCGAGACGUACACAAACGCAGGUUAGCGUAACGAUCAGCAUAGUAAUGGACUCUCGCUGCAGAGAGAAAAGUGUGAGUCAGUCUAUUCAAAAUGAACAUGACAUCAUUUCUCUUUCAUUCAUGAUUUGAAGCUAUUGCUGGAUCUUUGCUUCUAACGUCGCAGCAACAAAGGCUUGUGAGUAGGUUUCCAUGCUAUUCAGUCAGCCUUAAAGGGACACUAUAGUCACCAGAACAACUACAGCUUAUUGAAUUUGUUCUGGUGAGUAGAAUCAGUCCCUUCAGGCUUUUUGCAGUAAACACUGUCUUUUCAGAGAAAAUGAAGUGUUUACAUUACAGACUAGUGAUAACUUCACUGGAUACUCCUCAGGUGGCUGCUAGAGGUGCUUCCUGGGGCAGUGCUGCACAGUGUGACUUACAUUCAAUGUCUCCACCCUCUGCAUGGAGACACUGAACUUACCUCAUAGAAAUGCAUUGAUUUAAUGUAUCUCUGAGGAGAUGCUAAUUGGCCAGGGUGGUCUUUGACUCUGCCUCCCCCCCCUCCCCCCAAGCACACCUCCUUGGCUGACAUCAUCAGAAUUGAAACUCUCAUCCAAUCCAAUGCUUUUUUAUAUGUGGAAGCAUUGUGAUUGGCUCAGAUCAAUACUUCUGAUGAUGUCAGCUAAGCAGGCAAAUCAGGAGAAGAACCAGCAGCAGACAGGAAUAAAUGUAUAUUUAGGGGGAUAAUUGGGGUUAGAUGGUGUUUUUAAAACUAUAGGGUCAGGGAUACAUGUCUGUGUUCCUGUCCCUAUAAUGUUCCUUUAAAUUAUAUAGUAGCCAUUUGUGAAUAGGAGUACCAUAUUGUUAGUGUGUCUGAAUAAAACUCAGUAAUGUCUUUAAACUACAAUAAAAGUGUUUAGAAAUCAGUCUGUGGAAAUAAGAGAUAUUGUUCUAAAUUAUAUUUUGUUGUAUACUAUUAGUCAGUCACCUACAAUUUCAUAGAACAGCCCAUCAUUUAAAUUUUACGGAUAUCCCUGAAAGCAAACUAUAAAUGGAAGCUAUGUCCAAUCAAUUUACCCCCUCAUUUCAUUCCCAGACAGGCACAUACACAUGGGUACAGACACACAAUCUGACAUACACUGACAGGUUAUAAUGUUUAUAAUUGCAGCCACCCACCUGUUAGCUUACCUUUUGUGUCCAGGAGUGUGGCUUGCUUGGGAUCCUGGUGCUGGCUGAUGGAAGUGAGCAUGUAGGAGCACACUUCAGCCUUUCCUCUGCCUCCGUGUGGCUGUGGUGAUGCCGUCGCCUCCAGCCUUCUCCCUCUCUCCCUCAUGCACGGCCCUCAGUGAAGCUGGGAGGAAGUGACAGGCUGUCACUUCCUCCCAUCCGGCAGAUACCACAGGGCUCUUAAAGGGCCGUGGCACCCAACCAGACCCCUGUUCAGGAAUAAUACUCACCAGGUGGCCAUAAUUAUAUACAAUAUCUGGGAAAUCACACACGAUCUGACAUACAUUGUGUGAUUAUGACAUACAUUGUGUGAUUUGUGCGUGUCAGGUAGUGAUGUCGCGAACGGUUCGCCACGAACGGUUCACCGCGGACUCAUCAUUGAGUAAACUUUGACCCUGUACCUCACAGUCAGCAGACACAUUCCAGCCAAUCAGCAGCAGACCCUCCCUCCCAGACCUUCCCACCUCCUGGACAGCUCACUAAGAAUGCAGCUUCAAAAUGGAUGCUGUCCAGGAGGUGGGAGGGGCUGCUGCUGAUUGGCUGGAAUGUGUCUGCUGACUGUGAGGUACAGGGUCAAAGUUUACUCAAUGAUGAGUCUGUGGCGAACCGUUCGUGACGAACUGUUCGCGAACCGUUCGGGACAUCACUAGUGUCAGGGAGUCCCACUUAAACUGCGGGAGUCUCCCGGAACCGCUGGGAGACUUGGGAUGUCUACUGACCUGAAACACCCCUCAUCCUUGAAUUAUAUACUAGCCCUAAAGUAACCCCAAAUUGUAUUCUUGUGUCAUUUUAUUUCUAACUUUUCUAUUUCAGGGACAUUGGCACCCCUGAGAUCUAUAUGGAAUAGCAGGGACCCAUUCAGCUGCAGUGCCAGUUAAGCUAGAAGAGAAUAAAGUAGAUCUCGGAGGAUUUUUAUCAGUCAAACUGAAAUGAAUGAAAGUAUCUGGAAUUGAUGAACCAAAUGUAGCUCUUGUUUAACAGAUCCCAGUAUUAUCUUCUGAGUUUCUAAGACAUUUCUAGAUUGUGAAAAAGCAAUUAUUAACUAAAGUGAGAAUUGUUAGGAUUAGGAAUUUAAAGUCCGCUCUAAGUAAAUUUCACAUUUUCGGUCAUAUUAGCCAAACUAAUUUUCAGUGAUAUUUUGAGUUUGACUUUUUUGGCCUCAGAUUUGAAAUGCACUUUGAAUUAAUUUGUAGAUUUGUGACAAUUCAUGAUGAGGAAAAUAACCCUGCGGAGAAUUAAACCAUUGUUGCCCUGGUGCCCGGCUGUAUAUUUUAUAGAUUUCAUAUUUACAGAUUGUUUGAGAACUUAUUAAUUGACUUGUGCCUUCAGUUUAAAAUGAUUCGCGAUUUGUUGGAAUUCUGGGUAAUCAGCGAUUCAUCUGAAUUCUACAAGUCCGAUACGCCAUAUGGACAUACCCCAAAACAAAAAAGAAAUAUUACCUCAGAGUAUUAGAGAGGAUAGGAGGCAUAAAGCCGUUCCUCUCCAAAUACCCCCAGAUUUAUACCCACGGUAGUAAUAUUAACUCAUAAUGCCUGGGAUUAGUAGUAUAAAAAUAAAUAAUAAAUAAAAAACGAUCUUUAUUAAAUUAUAUUUGUUAGUCUAUAGACUCAUUAACACAAAAUAAAAGGAAAGAAAUGAAAAAUUGUGCAGGUGAUUUAAGAAGGGCAGACUCAUGUAGCUUAUAUAGAAUAUUUAGGCGUACAUUGAUUGGUUUUAGAGUAAAUGUGUAACCUAGAUAGUAUAAGUAAACUACUAUUCAUGUAGCAUCCACUUAGGAACCAUAGGCAAACAUAUGAUUAUAAAUGUAAUCAAAGAAAGUCAUGAAGAUAUUGUAUAUUCAUAUAUAUCAUCCUAAUGUAUUGUAUAGAGGUAAGCAUAUAAAAUUACUCGGGUACCGCUAAUAGCUAUGGAGUAUAGGCUAGGGAUUAAUGUCUGAGGUAAAAUGCAACUUAAUUGGCAGGGGGAAUUGAUAUCAUUCCCUCGCGUCAAAAGUAUGCAAUGCCCCUAAUGUAACACUGUUAUCCCAAAGGAAAUACCAAAGCUACUGUGCCCACCAGUAACCGUGGGACCCAGAUUAAGGAUCGAUGUCUGGGACAAACGCGAUUUAAGAUAGCCGAGGGAAAGGAAAAAGAGAAACACCUAAUAUGCUGUGUUCUAGAUAUAAACUUAGUAGAAGUUAUAUUAAUAACAAUCCCUCGCAUCAAAAGUAUGCAGUGCCCCUAGUGUGACAUAAGUAUCCCGAAAUAUAAUGAGGAAGAUAGAGCCAAAUUGCAUCCAAAAUUAAGAUUCUUGAUGAUAAAUAAGAAAUCUUUAGGAUACUAGAGCAAAGUAAAUGUUAUGGAGCAGUAGAAGCCUCCUCCGUAGCCUCUAUCUAAAUCAAAGAACGGAAAGCGCCUGAAUAUGCCGACAUGAAUGCCAAACAAGCUACUUCCAUAACCUAUAUCUAAAACCCAGAGUAAAGCUGUUCUAAAUAGCGAAGUUCGAAUAUGCUACCUAUCAAAGAAUACCUCCUUUUACAGAGGAAUGUGUAUAACAGAGUGUUUUUGUAGAUAUGGUGAUUUCCAAGCUGCUCAAUACACUUAUGUGGAAGUAUCCUCUAUUCCACAAAACAAAUUUAAGAUUAUUAGUGCGGUGUAAGUGACAAAAGACUUAUACCAGUAAGUGGAGCGCUUUAACACAUAUAGCUUACCAACUGGUUUCUCAUUCAGUAUUAACAUAUAAGGUACAUGUCAAAAAAGAAAUAUAAAAGGUACAAUAUAGUGCAGAUGGUUUUAAGACAAUAAAGUUAUAUUGACAUUAAAGUAAUAGUGUCUUGAUAAAUGGAACACUCACAUUUUUAGGAGCCUGUAUAUAGAAAACUGGCUCCGUAUUUUGGCUUGUGUGCUUAUAUUGGGUAGCACCGCCCGUCUCCUUCAGUGUAGGGUGUUUCUCAAAGACAAAAAUUGGAGAAGCAGACCAAUGUGUAGUUGGUGUUUGUGAAACACAGUAUUUAUAAGUGGUGUGCUCACCUGAUCCUGAGCCUGUGGGUCCCAUCUCUAGGUAUAUAGAUAUUGUACCAAUUUGAAUGGGGAUGGUACUACCCCUAGGGAGAUACUCUCGAGGUUUCCAAAAAAGGACUUGAAAGGAUCUUGAAUAAAAGGUAACAAAUUUAUUUAAGUGUAAAACAAAAAAUAAAAACAAUAGUUAUAAAAAAGUCCUUAAUAAAAAGUCCUUUUACCUGCCUAAAGUGGUUCCCAAAUUAUAACUAGAGAGCUAAAUGAAACGUUACAUGGAGAGAGCUGCCCUGAUUAAAAAGAAAAGCGUCAGGACUCGACGCGCAUUUCAGCGCUCUCAGGAGCCUUUUUCAAGAGUGAGCUUUGCAAGGUAACCAGCCCGCCUUUUAAAAGGAAGAAAAACACACCCCCGCUAAGCACGUCAUGUAAAAAAUGACGUCAUCUGGACGGUGGCUGUGAGACUAUUUGCUGCGAGCGAAAAUCAAUUAGCCGCUUGUAUCUACCAGAUAGAAGGGGAUAUGAAUAAUCCCUCAUUUCUAUCAUUAGUGGGUUUUGAGGAAAAAUAGAAAGAUACCUUGCUGAUGUAUUAUAAAGAUCUAUAUACAUUUGUAAAGCUAUAUUUUUCUGAUACAGACUAUCCAAUGUAAAGGGAGGAGAUAGAAGCAAGUUAUGAUACCAUGUGUCAAAAUGUCAUGUAACCAAAAGUAUAUAAAUAGAUACCCUGGGAAUUCAAAGAAAUCCUAAUUUCAUGAAGCUGAAAAUAUGGUAUCAAAUUAAACUCACAAAGAGUUUAAAAUGAUAUGUAUAUAUAAUAUACGGUAUGCAUAUGUAUUGAAUGAGCAAGAUAUCAAUAUAGAACCCCUUAUUUUUUUUUGUGUUAUGUUAUCCUUUUCUCCAUCCUGUCCUUGCUAUUAUAAAAAAUAUAUAAGUAAAUAAUAUAGUUUACCUUUCUCAGUGAAAUUCAAACAAGGAGGUAUUUUCACAGAAGGGAAAGAGAGGUCUGUAUCAUACUAGGAUUUAGCUAAAUCCUUCAAAAAAUAGCCUUUUGAGUUUAAAACUUGAGUUUUGCCAGUUUAGUCAUGUGGGACAGGAAAUAUAUUUUAAUUUUAAGAGGAGACACGUCCUAUAAGAUGGAUGGUACAGAUUUAGAUUUAUGUUUAUUAAAAGAUUGAAAAAUGUUCUUACAAGAAGGGUGAAAAAGAGAAUCCUUCAUUGAGUCUCCUUGGGCUCAAAGUUUUUAAUCUAUUAAUCCAGAAGGAUUCCCUUUGUCUUAGAAAUUUAUCAAAGUCACCUCUUCUGGCACUUUUUUUCACGAGUUCAAGACCACAAAAACGUAAUCCUUUUGAGUCUCCAUUGUGGCAUUCCCUUAGAUGUCUAGAAAUAGGGUGAUCCACUGGAUUUUUUACGUGUUCCUGGAAGCGUUUCUUGAAUGGCCUGAAGGACUUCCAGACGUAUUUUAGGUCACACUGACAAAUGAGUAAGUAUACUAAACCGCUAGUAUUGCAGUUGAAAAAUGAAGUGAUUGUAAAUUCCUCUAUAUCCUCGCUGUCUUUCACCUUUUUAGAGUCUUUUUUGAUAAAUUUAUAGGUAACACAUAUACCACAGCCAAAACUGCAUGUUACGGGGCUAUGAAGCCAUGUGGUAAGUUGUUUCAAUUGUAGAUGGCUUGGAGACAAGAUAUCCCGUAGGUUUUUCCCCCUGCGUGCUGUAAUAGCUGCAUUAGGGGUUAGUCUCUCUUUUAAAUGCUCAUCGCCGGUACGUAAUGGCCAGAAACGUUGAAGGGACUCUUUUACCUUACUCCAGCCAGCGUCAUAGGUAGCUAUAAGUCGGAUAAUAUUUGAAUCCUUUUGUGCUAUAGGGUUAGACUUAUUUAGCAGGGUACUUCGGUCAGAUGCUAGUGCUCUCUUAUAGGCCUGUUUUAGGCAUCUAUUAGGGUACCCUUUUUCCCUAAAGUGUGUUCUAAGACUUUUUGCUUUUAUGUUAAAUUCCUCGAUGGAGCUACAAUUACGUCUAACUCUAGGGAUACCUCUUCUCAGGGGUUGAGGAUGAAAGCUAUCCCAUCUGAGAAGAUUGUUGGACGCUGACUGUUUCUUGUAUAGUGUAGUCUGUAUGGUAUUGCGGACUGUAAUUGAGAUCUUUAGAUCGAAGAAGUUAAGACUUUGUCCCCCAAACUCGCACGUGAAUCUUAGAUUUUCAUCAUUGACAUUGAGAAUCUUAACAAACUCAAAGAAGUCUUCCUUGUUCCCCUGCCAGAUUAGCAAGACGUCGUCAAUAUAACAACGCCAUAGGAAAAUGGAAGGGAGGUACUUUGCAGUAAGUUCAGAUUGUGCAAUGUUUUCCUCCCACCACCCCAGGUGAAGGUUGGCAAAUGAUGGGGCACAAGCUGUCUCCAUCGCAAUGCCCCUCACCUGGUGGUAGAAUUUAUUCUUGAAGACAAAGAAAUUGUGAGUCAGUAUAAAUUCAAGAAGCUUCAGACAAAAGUUUGUAUGGGGGUUAUGUUGUUCACCCCUUUGUUCCAAGAAAUGUUUUGUGUGUCUUAUCCCAUUCUCAUGAGGGAUGGAGGAAUAUAGUGCCUCGAUAUCUAGACUACACAAAUUAGCUGACAGAGGAACAUUUAAAUCAGAGAGAAGAGCAAGAGUUUGCUUUGUGUCUUUUAGGUAAGAAGGAAGUCCCUCAACGAAAGGUCUUAGAAUUUGAUCCAUAGAUAUGCUCCCGUUUUGGGUCAUAUUUUCAAUGCCUGAUACAAUGGGGCGUCCGGGAGGGGUUUCAAGGUUCUUAUGAACUUUUGGCAGGCAGUAGAAAGUUGCUAUCUUAGGGUGACAGUUAAGAAUGUAUUCAAACUCGUCACCUGAUAGCAACCCCUCACUGCGGCCUAGGUCCAGAAUCUCUUUAUAUUCUGUAAGAAAACCGUUCGUAGUGUCGGACUUCAGGAUUUUAUAUGUUGUUCUAUGUUCCAGGACCUUCAUUACCAUUUCGGUAUAUUUGUUCAAGUUCAUAACCAUGAUAUUACCCCCUUUAUCUGCUGGCUUAAUAAUUAACUCAUCAUUAUCCCUAAGGGAUUUCAUAGCUCUUUUUUCUUGUUUGGACAAAUUCAUGUUUGGAAAGAACUCGAGAGAUCUAAUAUUGAUCUUAUCAAUUUCGUCUUUCAUGGUCUCUAAAAAGAGAUCAGUAUUCCUGUAAUUGCCAAGAUAUGGGGUAAAUCGACUCUUUGGUUUAAGAUCAGUGUAAAUAGGAGGGUUAACCUUAUGAUUCUCCUCCCACAAUUCCAUCAGGGUCAUCAGACAGUCAUAUUCAAUAGUUGAUAUUCCGUGUGCUCUAGCUUUGUUCUCCCUAUUAAUCUGAUGGAACUUGUGGAGUGCCAGUUUCUGUGCAAAAAGGUGAAGGUCUUUCACCCAUAAAAAUUUGUUGAAAGGGGGUACCGGUACAAAUGACAGGCCUUUUUCUAAUAAAGAGAGAUGGCCAUUAUUAAGUGUGUGAUAAAUUAAUAACUCUUAAAUUGGUUUUAGCAUUGUCAUUUGGCAUCAAAACCUCCUUCUCCCCCUUUCCCUCGCACCCCUCCUAUAUCCCCCUCUGUUUUGCCUUAAUACCCUAAAACAAACAAAGUGGGCAAUGGAUGAACCGUUCUGGGUUUUUUUGUGCUUCGAAGUUCCAUCAAUGGCGCCUAAAAAUUGGGUAGGGAAUGUAGAACAAGCUGGGGAGGGGGACAAAUAAGCAGUUUAGAUUGCCAUGACAGACAAGAGGUCUGUGCAGUCAUGUGGGCUGUAUCUCUUGUUCCGAUCAGGAGGUGGAGACAAAGGCGAUUGAUUGCUGGCUACAUUACAGCCACUGAGUGUUGAUUUUAUUCACAUAUCAAGUGACCAACAGAGGGUGCAGGAGGGAAGAGAAGCAGCAAAACAAUAUAUAUAUAUUUCCAAGUGGGAAUUUUUCAGACACUGUAACUUCCACUACAGAGGGAGACAGACCAGCAGUGAUAGUGUGUUUAACCAUUGCGGUGCCAGGGAGCUAGCCUGUGUUAACCUGGUGUGAGGAUGGUGAGGUGUACCUAGCCACUACCAGAGCCGUUUACAGCCGACUGCGAUUCACAGAUUCACAAAGUUUUGCAAUUUCAUGGCAUUUUUAUUUUAUUUUGUGGCUCUGCGCAAGUCUACUAAAUAAACCCCUUACUUCAUCCCUGCAUUGUUCAAAACGCAACUCUAUAGCUGUGUAUUUGGCUAAUUUUUUUCCCCUCCCCAUAAAAAAAAGUCUGUUGGCAGAUGGGAUUUGUGAAUUUGCCCCUAUGUGCCUGCCUGGUGUUGGCACUGAGUGAUAUCCCCCUGGCACAUUCACUUGCCAGUUAACCUUACAUAAACUCUCCAUUGAAUGGAUGUUCUUCUAAAACAGAAACUAUUACAAUGUUACCAGGUCCAUACAGACACGAAUAACUCAUGUAGGUAGUUAUAAUUUUAUUAUUCUUUGUUAUUGCGUUUUUUAGAAAAUAUGCUAUAAAUCGAGAUUAUAUUGUUGCUUCAUGUUUAGCCAUUCUACAUAUUAGCAUCUGGUGUCACUUGGGAAAAGAGAGGCCGGCGGUUUCCGAGGAGUUAAAUCUUUUGGCGAAGUGUUUGAUGCUAAUGUACUCUCCAUCCGACAUAUGCUGUAUGUGUCUGAUGGUAAAUAAAAAGGGGAUCUCAAUGAAUAACAAGGCAGAUGCAUCCAGCCUAUUAAAGUAUAUAUUUUCAUUUAUUUGAUAGCUGCCUUGCUGGCGAUAUUGCUCCUGACCAUUAACCCUUUGAAUCUGCGUCUCUUGUGUUGACACUGAAAAACGUGAAGGGUUUUAAUAAAUCCAUGCAUUUUCUGAUUUAUUAAUCCCUUCCUUUUAACCCGGUGUCGUGAACGGUAAAUGCAGUCAUAGGCUAUGUUAUGUUCCCCUCUUUCAGUUCUAUCACACUAUAUCCAAAGAUGGAGAGCAAAAAAAACGGGGAGCAAGAGUAUACUGAGAACGGACAGGAGCUCAAUUAAUCUGCCCUUCGGUGGGUCAUGCUCAGAACUCAAGUUGGUUUUAGCUCAUCUUGUGCCAUUACAGAGAGAACAUAUCUGAAGCAUAUCAGACCGAUCCCACCCGUACGGGCAGUCCAGAUCCGAAAUGCCAGUAAGUGUCCUCUGCACGAGAGACACAGCAACCCCAGACGAUCGUUUCAGCCUAGUUAGGCAUCAUCAGUGAGGCAUAGCUGAUAUCUCUCUAGGCACCGUGAGCAAGGGAUCCACGUCUGGAUUACCCUUUAAAUGUAUGGAGUGCAAAAAAACGGGGCGCAAGAAUAUACUUUGGGAACUUGCUGGCAUAUCGGAUCUGGACUGCCCGUAUGGGUGGGACCAGUCUGAUAAGCUUCAGAUAUGUUCUCUCUGUAAUGGCACAAGAUGAACUAAUAUCAACCUGAGAUCUGAGCGGGGACCCACCGAAGGGCAGGCAAUUUCAGCUGCUGUCUGUUCUCAGUAAACUCUUGCACCCUGUUUUUUGCUCUAAAUCCAAAGAUGGGCAACUCUAACAGGGUUAUUUAAUAAAGUGACAUUACAAAGUGACAUUCAAAUUUAAGGCCAGAGUAGCCGAAUUGGAAGCAUAGCUGUUGGAAUUUUUCCAUUUUUGACUAUUUGGCCUUAAAUUUGAAAUUCUGUUUGAAAUAAUCCCUUUAGUGAAUAAUCCUGUAAGAUACAGUGCUUCUGAUCAAUUGCUUGUGAGUUGUGUGUUCACCUACUGUGGCCCCUGUUCAAAGUAAUUAUAAAAAUAAAAAGGCUGCUUCCGUUAUUCUUGUCAUUUAAUUUGACAAUCCUUUCAUUUAAAGAACGGUGAGUCUCAAUCCUUAAAUAUCUCAACUCCCCCUGACCACUGGAAUGUCUUUGAUUAAAAACACCUUUCCCAAGAUCUCUUUGGUGAUCAAUAGAAUGCAUUUAAUAUACCGUACAUAAAAUGGGGCUAUUUAUUAAAAGGGGAAUUGUAAAACUUUGACAUAGGAAUAGCUAAUCAAGAAAACUUAACACUAUUUAUUAAAUUCUGUUAUUUAAAAAAAAAAAAAAAAACAUUUCCAGUUCCCAUGGCAAUACUCCAUGUGUCAUAAUUCCUGGUCUAGUGAAUGAAACCUAUUUUUCUUUUGGUUUUAUUUUUUGUGAUGGUAGUAUAGUUGCAUUGGGUCUAUCUGCAAUCCUAGAGGAUCACACAGGAACGGAUUGAAUAAGGUUGGAAGGUUUACUGGUAUAAAAUGAGCGUGAUUGAACAGUAUAAAUUAAAUGACCUUACCAUGACAGUAACUUAAUGGGAGUUGCAUUUCACAGCAGCUAGAAUGUUAGUCUUGGUCUAUCUUACUGGACUCGUUAUCAAUGAAUUAAUUAUAACGGUUAAAUACAAUUUAGAUUUAACCCUUUCGUGGCUGAGAAAGGUGAUAUUGGAGAAGGCUAGCUCUAUCCAAUUAUUGACCCGGUCCCCCCCCCCCCCACACACCAUUCCCCCUUCCUGUCCAGGAGUCAGACAGUGCUUGGCCGCUCCCUGGAACUGAAACGCCGGCCGGAUUCCUGCCUCUGUCAGACACUUGCUGCCAUGUAUUUUUAAUGAGCAGACAUUCUCUGCGGAGACUGGGAGAGAGCGAGAGCGUGUUAUUCUUUGGAGGAAGGCAGGGGUAAGGUGGAAGCCGAUGGGCAGAGGCGAUGGAGUCCAGCGAGGAUGAGGGGAGCUGGAUGGAAAAUCAGUGGGAGAAAUGGUAGGACGUGGGAAGGACGGAGAGAAUGGCCGGAAUAUGUGUGUGUGUGUGUGUGUGUGUCUGUGUGUGUGUGUGUGUGGUGGGGGGUGUACAAUGGGAAAUGUUAUGUAAACAAAAGUAUAUUAAUCAUUUUUGCACACUCAUAGCACCUCUAUAGUCUUCAAUAUGUUCGGCUCCUGCUAGGAAACCUCAGCACGCAUAAACAGCACCCCAAAAAAGGUCCUUCUAAAGCCUAUUGUACAGCACUCCAUAAUGUAUUGACGCUUUACACAUAGUAUCGAUAAUAACACAGGGACUGAUGGAAUGUGUUUAAUGUAUAUUAGCCAGAUUUCCGAAUACCUAGGGUGCAAUAACAAAAUAUCACAUUAACCCUUGACUAGCUAUGGCCUAAUAGUCUCCGCAUUGCUGUAGGACAGGAGGCAGAUUGCUGAUUAGCACUGUGUGUGCCAGGGCCUUGCUGUAUAAUUUGGCAUGGAGUCCCCAAGCCAGGGCUGUGUUUGGGCACAGUGACUUGCACAAUAGGCAUUAGGAUAAGCCUCCUCCUCCAUUGUAAGAGGCAUUGCCUGUUAGAGGGCGAAGGAUUUAAUUCAUCCUUACAAGGGCUGAACUUUUUCUACCGUGAGGGGAGUGAUGCAUCAACCCCACUGGCAAUGAACGGGUUAAUGGUGGGGCCUUUGCUAUCAUGAAACUGGGGCUGUAAUUAUAAAGAGGUGCUAAAAGUAGAGCAGUCACCAUGGAAACCAAUGGGAUGUUCCACUUUAACAACAACUUGUACUCCAGAAUUGUUUGAUUAUAUAUAUUAUUUCACUUUUAGAAUAUCCCUUUUCAGCUCACUCACUGCCUAAACCAUCUUGAACUGAAAUCGGAUUGUAACAAAUUAAGGUCCAAAUAGGCAAAGCAGAUUUAGAGAGGUUUUCGGAUGUUUUUUUAUUGUCAUUUUUGAAAUUGCUUUAGUUAGACUUUUUUUUCUCUCGUUGGUUAGCAUAAAAGCUAUGUGUUCUACUUUAUGUACAAUAAAUUGCUUUAAAGUAUCAGAGUAAUAUUAAAAAGUUACUCCAAGUACCAUGAUCACUUUAAUGAUAUGAAGUGGUGAUGGUGCCUAGAGUCUGUAUGUCAAGCAUGUCAAACUCAGAGGCUAACACGGGCCACAUGAACAAGGUUUAAGUUUAUGUGGGCCGCAAAAAACCCAAACCCUUACAUUUUCAUAGAAACGUAGGUUUAUUUUGAAAAUUACAGUAUUAAAAAAAAAAAAAACAGCAUCCACCUCUACUAAACCACCGCACCCCCUAUACUAAAUCCCAGUCCCCCCCUCUACUAAAUCCCAGUUCCCCCCCCCCUCUACUAAAUCCCAGCCCCCCCUGUAGCCAACAGGCAGACUCCACUCACAUUGCCGCUGCCAGUACGCGACUUCAGAGUCCGGCCUCUGGUAUACCGUUGCGUGCUUCUAUGCACCUCCAGGUACUCCACUGUCCAGUCGCAGCCAAUGCAAUACUGACACACACACACACACACACACACACACUCACUGACAGACACACACACACUCUCACAGAGACAGACACACACAGACAAUCACUGACAGACACAGACACACUUUACUUUAUUGCUCCCUACCUUUGGGAGCCGAUGUGGGGCCUCUCCCUGGGGUCCAGUGGGAAUCUUCUAUCUGCUCCUCACUGCUCCCUCACGCGGUUUAGUGAUGUCGGUGUCACGUAUUCAUCAGCACAUAAAAAUCUGGUUAAUGGCAUUUACUGUCCUGACAGGAAAAGUUGUGCCGAGCAACAUUACUGUCUUGACAGGAAAAGUUGUGCCGAGCAGCAAUCAUGCUCAUGGAAACCUGGUAAUUACUUUUCGGGUCAAAGGCCAGUCAUUGCCAAUCAAAUCCACAGGAGGCUUUUGUGCUGAGCAGCAAUAAAGCACAUGUAAACCUGGUAAUUUCCUUUGGGGGUCAAAGACCGGUUAUAGCCAAUCGGAUCCACAGGAUCCUCUUGCUCAUUGCCCUGUUGUGGUUUUAUGCCUAUGGUUAUCCGAGAGCGCAUUCCUGAUCUUGAUUUUCUGGUCUUUGACUUUGGCUUUGUUGUGACUUUCCUGACAUCUGGUAUCCUUGACUUUUGGCUUUCCCUCAUCUUUGUGUCUGAUUCUAUGUCCCUGACCUCAGCUAGUAUUUUGACUAUUCUUGUAGACGUUAAGUCUGGCCAGUCUAAGGUGCAGUUAUACGUUAUCCUUAGUCCUACGUGUGACACAGUACUGUGUGCUGGAUCAACUUGUAAUCCUGACAGCCGGGUGCCAGAAUAUGACGUCAUAUUCCAGCGCCCGGCAUGACUACAGACAGCGCACGCGAGGGAGCAGUGAGGAGCAGGAACAUGGAGCUCCCUCGCUGGCCCUCCUCCCUGGUCGGGUACGUUUUAGCAGAGUAGGCACCUGCAAUGUGGGGAAAGCAGGUGCCUACUCUGCUAAAACACCAGCAUCUACUCGCGGCUCGCCAGGCCGCAAAGAUGGUCCUUGUGGGCCGCAUGCGGCCCGCAAGUUUGACAUGCUUGCUGUAUGUGCAGUGGUUUACUUUGAAAUGCUAUACUCACUGAGUUUAAUCUCUUGUAAGAAGUGUAACCUCACUGUAAUAAGGGCAUCAUCAGCCAGCCGGGGACAAGAGUUCCAUGCUGGUUAAUGUCAAUUCUGUGCAUAUUGCAUUAAUUGACUGACUGUGAAUGGCCAGCUCAUGGUCUCAGCCAAUAAAUGGCCAUUGGAAUCAACUUCUGGCUUCUGCAUCUUACUGGAACCCAGGUAAGAGGGCUAACUGUUGGGGAAAGAUGAAGAGUGUUAUGAUGUUUUAACUUAUUGGCGCAAUUCUUUUGAAUUUUUGGAAUGAUCAGAAGAAGUGUAUUACAGUGCUAUCAAUAUAAUAUUGAUUAUAAUAAUAAAAGGAUAUGACCGAUGUGUUUUAAUGUGUAUUGACCUGCUUUCUAUAGACAUAGGGCCAUCUGUAAAAUAUAUUUUAACCUUUAGCUAGCAAUGUGUAACAGAAUAUCCUCAUUUCUACGUAGGAACAGUAUCAAGUAAUAUGGACGACAAAGGGACAGAAUAUUUGAGUUACUGGUAAAUAUAAAUAAGAGAAAAAACACUUACAAAUUUCUGGAGCUUAUGAUUAGCGCCAGAUUUCUGCACCUGGACGGUACAAUCCCCACCAAUCGAUAUGCUGAUGGCCCUGGUCCUUUGCUGUGAGAUGGUCCAAUGCCAGUGGAUAAGUUAUGGCAAUCAGCGUUUAGGAGUGUUCUCUUCCAGUAUGCAGUAUUGUGGCAGUGAGAUCACUCCAGUAUAUGGAAUGGAAAAUCAUAAUGUAGUGCUCUCUGUAUCUGAUAAAAUAUAAAAAAGAAAAAAAGAGGUAUACUCACAAAAAGUGAGCAAAACAGGUUGUGCUCAAUCCUAAACAGCAUAGGCGUUUUAUUCCCCAUCACGAAAAUCAAAGUGUGAAUCCUCUGGAUAAAAUCUCCACGGAUAAAAUCAGGAAGGUCCAAAUUGAUUUAUAAAUUAAACAAACAAACUAGUUUUAUUGAAAACAAAAUAAUGAAAUAAAUCCAAGCAUGAGCCACUAAUGCGUUUCGCCGGAAAUGAGGCUAUUUCAAAGUGCUACAGUAUAAUGGACCUGUCCUGAUUAAAUAGCUUAACAAUAAUAAAAAAAAAAAAGUCAGGUUGGUCGUUAAUCAUGUGACUAACAUACAAUUAACACACGACUUUAAUAAUAUAAAAUAUGCAGAAAAAAGGCUAGAAAGAGAAUGAUUAAGCUUGGAGAAAGCCACUCCCAAAAUAAAACAAGCAUUCUAGAAGAAAUGCUGGUACAAUGAACUUGGUGCACCAAUAUUGCACUGCGGCUCACACCAUGUUAUCGGCCCGAGCCACGUCGUCAUAAAAACCAGCCACGCCGGGACAUAGUGAUCAUUCUUGCACAUUAGCAAUGGUUGGACAGAAAUUGUGAAAUCAGUCCCCAAUGGCUGAACACAUCUUGGGUUUAGGAUAUUUCUUUUGGAAUUACAGAACUGCUUAGCGCUUUGUCAUAUUAGAUUAAUUAAGAUAAAAGCGAGUAUUCCUAUAUUUUAACAUUUUUAGAAAUUGUAUAGGGUUCUGUUAUUUUGAAUUAGAAAAUUGACCUCAUGCGGAAUAAGAGCGAGGGCUGUUGGUCUAUCAGGGUUAUUUACAAUAGUUAAUAUAAAUACAAAUACAAAAUAAGUCCUGCGCUCAAACUCCCAUCACUCUGACCAUAGUACACAUCAGCCUCAAUACAUACAGUAAAAACCAAAAAAGUUACCUGCGGCCUUCCCAAAUCCCUAUGUAUAUUUAAACAAAUGGAGGUUAUUUAGUUACUCCAAUGGCCAUAAAGGAUUUAUUUACUAAACUGAGAAUUCAAAAUGAAUUAAUGAAGUGAAGUAAUUUCUAAGAAUCUUAAUCUAUCCCCAAGGCUCAAGCUAUCUUGAAAGGAAGUCAGUUUGACUCAAAUGUGCGUUCUGUAUAGUAGUUCGACUCUGGAAGACCAUCACGGCUGACAAGCAGGGCCGCCACCAGAAAUUUUGGGGCACCUAACUGAGCUCAGGGUCUGGGCCCCUCGGGGCCCGCCUCCAAAACCGCCUCCAAAUCCUGCCCACAGGAAUACACACACAGACACAAACACAUUCACUGAUACAAAAGGACACAGAUACACACACACACACUGAUACAUACUAACAGACACACAUACUGAUACGCAUAUAGGCAUACAUACUGACACACACAUACUGAGACAUACACACAUAUACAGACACACAGGUGUACAUAGUGACAGACACAUACUAACAUACAUACAGACACACAUACCAAUACGCAUAUAGGCAUACAUGCAUAUAGACAUACAGACAGACAUCCAUACAUACAGACAUACAUACAUAAUGACAUACAUACAUAGACACAGACAUAUACAUACAUACAGACAUACAUACAGACAUACAUUAACAUACACACACAGCUCAUUUUCCAGCCUCCUGUCUCUUACCUUGUCUUUGCAGGAGGGUGGCUGGGGCUGAUGGGACUGGGAGUCGGCUGGCUCUCCCUCUUCAUUGCCGGGGCAACGCUCAGAUCUUGCGAGAUUGAACACUAGCACACACAUACAUCACCCUUAGACACACAUACAGCACCCUUCACACACAUACAGCACCCUUACAUACACAGCACCCUCACACACACAGCACCCUUACACAGACACAGCGCCCUUACACACACAGCGCCCUCACACACACAGCACAUGCACACACACACAGCGUCUACACACACACACACACACACAGAGUACCUUCACACACACACAGCGCCUGCACACACACACACAUCACCCACAGACACACAGCACCCUUACACAAAGCGCCUUCACACACACACACAGCACCCUCACACACACACAGUGCCUGCACACACACAUAGCACCUUCACACAUACACAGCGCCUACACACACACACACACACAGCACCCUUACACACACACACAGGGCUUGCACACACACAGCGCCUUCACACACACACAGUGCCUACACACACAGCGCCUUCACACACACACAGCGCCCACACACAGCACCCUCACAGUAUAUGUGUGUGUAUGUAUAUAUAUAUGUAUAUGUGUAUAUAUAUACACACGGCGUGUGUGUUUGUGCUUUAGUGUGCACACCCUUAUACAAUAGGCUGCGCACGCCUAUGCCUAUCUGUAUACCUUAGUUCUCUACUGGUUGUCUACAUUUUUCCCUCUGUCGGGCCCUUCUUUCUCCCUUCCAUAGCUCUUCUCUUGCUUUUUUAAAAUUCUUUAUUUAGACUAGGCAUGUCCAACCUGCGGUUGAACCGCUUGUAAUGUGAUCCAGUUGCUGUCCGGGCAACAGGGAACCCAUUAUUUACUAUGUCCUUUCUGCACAGCUCCCUUGUGUGCCCUGCAGGGAUCCGGCAGCUGGGAUAUGACCUCUUCCUAUUCCUCUUUACUCGAUGUGGCCUGGGGAAGCCAAAAGGUUGGACACCCAUGAUUUAGAGUCAUUGUAAAAGAAGCACUAACAGUGCAGCAUGCGGUUUAAUGUCAUCAACUCACUCUUCUCUUUUUCUAUUUUAAUCUAUCCCUGGCCUCUGUUUUUGUAUUCAGAACUUUACCUUAAAUAUUCUGUCUCUACCCUGAUCACUCUCUGCAACCCAACCCACCACUCAUUCUGAGCCUUACCUCGGCCCUUCUUUCUGUCUGUCUCUAUGUCCUGAGCCUUCCCAUGACCCUUCUUUUCUAUCCCCGGAACCCUUCCCUUGACCCUUUUUUCUAUCCCCGGAACCCUUCCCAUGACCCUUUUUUCUAUCCCCGGAAUCCUUCCCAUGACCCUUUUUUCUCUCUUUGUCUAUCUCAUGAGCCUUCCCUGGGCUCUUCUCUAUAUCUCUUGAACCUUCCCAGGCUCUUCUUUCUCUCUCUCUCUUUCUCUCUCUCUCUCUCUCUCUUUCUCUCUCUCUCUCUCUCUCGAACCCUCCCCUGGCCCCUCUUUCCCUCCGUCUCUCCUGAGUCCUUCCCUAUCCAUUCUUUCUUUCUGUCUCUCUCCUUCUUGAACCCUCCUUUAGCACUUCUUCGUCUAUGUCUCCUUUGUGCCCACCCCUGGCCCGUCUUUCUUUCUGUCUCUUGAGCGCAGAAAAAACGGGUAUGACUUUAGGGAUAUGCUGUGCCAUAAUCACUACAGUGGACUCUAGUUGGUAAUAUGACUAGGUUGCUAUUUACAUAGUUACAUAGUUGUCUACAAUGAAGAAACUAAAGUCUACCAAGUUCACCAUGGCUUAGUUUCAUAAAUCUCACGAUGUCCACUCUCUUACUAAAUUCUUAGCUCACCUGUUACUUGCGCUUGUCUGUAAUACUUUCAUGUAGGCUGACAUGUUUUUUUUUAGUUUUUUUUAUUUUACUGUUACAUAGCCUGUAUUCUCCUUGUCUCUUUGAUAAUUUAUACAAUUGUGAUCGAACUUUUAGUCAUAUAUAUAGACGUGGUUAUCUCGCCUGUGAACACAGUGCAACAUUCUCGACCGGUCAAGUCACAUUUUCAUACCUUACGCUGUCGUGUAAAAAUCGUGUUGAAAUAUCAUUACAAGCCUUUAUGUUUACCUCUGCAAUGCAAAAAUAAAGAAUGUUAAAAAAAAAAAAAAUUCAAAAUUUGAGAUGGGUAAUAGUUGUGGUAUAAGGGGUGUGUAGCAAUAUUGGGUUUAAGGUUAGAGUGGGGUUCAUAGGGUGUUUAGUUUUGUCUUCCAAGUACAAAAGUACCCAAUAUGUACUUUAUGGUGUUUUGGAAUAUUACAGGGUUAAAGUUGGGGUUUGCAAAAUAAAUUCUUUGGCCAUUCUGCCCUGAUUUGUUAGGCAGGUCCCUCUAAUUGCUAUUAUUAAAAUCACAUAUUUAUGUAAAAUAAAUAUAAAUAUACACAUUGAAUUGAAAUUUAUAUAUUUUAUUUUAUAAUUUUUUAAUUCAGCUUGAGACAUCCAAGCUAUGCAGUACUAAAUCAUUUCCCUUUAUUGUAUACCCUUUAUGUACCUAAAGCACCGAUGACAGCCACUGGAGGCAGACUUAGCGCUGCAAUGUAAACAUUGCCGUUUCUCUGGAACUUAAAUGCAAUAGAGACACUGUCUCAGGACAACUUCAAUGAGCUGAAGAGGUCUGGGUGCUUAUGGUGUCCCUUUAAUAUCCAAAUACAGUUAGAAUGAAAUUCCACAUAUAUAAUUUUUAUGAUAGAGAUAUAUAUAAAAACUCCAAGUAAGAAAGACUGCUCUCCGGUCUUUAAAAUCAAAAUGAAAAUAUUUAUUGAAAAAGUUAAAAAUAACGAACAACGUUUCGGUCCUCGUUCGGGACCUUCCUCAGGGUAAAAUAUAACAGGAUAUUUGACUCUGAGGAAGUUCCUGAACGGGGACUGAAACGUUGGUAGUUAUUUUUAACUUUUUCAAUAAAUAUUUUCAUUUCAAAGACUGGAGAGCAGCCUUUCUUACUUGGCGUUUGUAUCUACUGGAGCUCUGGUAGUGAGCCCGGCAUUGGAGUACCAAAAGCGUGAGUGCAGGGGUCUUGUGUAUGUAUAUAUAUAUAUAUAUAUAGUGAGAGAAAAUGUGGAAUGGUUAUUGAGGGAAGAUAUAUUAGCUCUGUUUUCAGUGGUGUAUCCUGGUUUUGUGCUGCCCUGGGUGAUGUCAUAUUCCGGCUCACUCGCCCGCCCGCGCAGCAGCCUGCCUGGCUUGUCAGUUAGCCGCAAAGCUAACAAGGCAUUUGCCCUGGGCAUUUGGGGCGGCUUUUUUUGCUGCCCCCUGGAAAAUGCCGCCCAAGGCAAAUGCCUUGGCUAAAACGUCCCUGCCUGUUUUACUAGACAGCAACCUGAGGUUUUUAAAUUAAAUGUCCCAGGGAGAAAUGUUAGGUUUGCAAGAUACAUUGUUGAAAGUUUGCAAACUAAGGUAAGGGUUCCUGGGGCCUAGCAUUUGGAGAGCAGGGUGGGCCAGUGGUCCAAUAGCACUAGCUGCUAAGUAACAGCCAGACCAGAACUUGUAUUUAACUUAAGAGUUCCACAGAUGUGACUAAUUUAAAUUCACCUGUAUCCGGUCAAUUAGCUGGCUAGCUUCUAAAAAGAAGUGUUAAGCCUGCUGCAGAGUGAGGGAGAAAAGGCCAACCAGAUAUAACAGAUUAAAGAGAGUGAAAUGGUGUUUAUCGCAAGUAUAUUUUGUUAUUGUAAGUGGGAAAGCCACCCAAUUACAGAUAGUGAUUUCUGUGUUUAGUAAGUGCACAAACAAGAGCAAGGAAUUUUGUUUUGUUUAUUUUUAUUUAAAGCACCAGUUUAUUUUUCUGUGUGUGUGUCUGUAUGACUGCCUGCCUGUAACUGUGUGUGUGUGACUGUCUACCUGUAACCGUGUGUGUUUGACUACCUGUGACCUGUCUGCCUGUGACUUUGUGACAGUCUGCUUGUGAUUGUGUGUGACUACCUGUAACUGAUUGUGUGUGUGUGUGUGUGUGUGACUGUCUGCCUAUAACUGUGUGUGACUAUGUGUGUGUGACUGUCUGCCUAUAACUGUGUGUGUGACUAUGUGUGUGUGACUGUGUGCUGUUGCCUGUAACUUUGUGUGUGACUGUCUGCCUGUGACUGUGUGAUGCCUGUAACUGUGUGUUUGUGUGUGACUGUCUGCCUGUGACAGUGUGUGUGUGUGACUGUAUAGGUGACUGUCUGCCUGUAACUGUGUGCGUGACUGUCUGGGCACAACUGUGUGUGACGUGAUUGCUUGUAACUGACUAUAUGUGUGACUGUGCGUAUGACUGUAUGCCUGUAACUAUGAGUGUGACUGAAUGCCUGUAACUGUGUGUGUGGGGUGCAGGGAUUUGUAGGAGAGGGGCAGGACAGGGGUUUUGUAGAAGAAACUGACAGGGGGUUUACAAAGUUUACACAUUUGUGCAAUAGAAAAAAAAAACCUACUGUUCCCAUUUUGCAAAGAUGUUUUGUUAGAAUUAAAUGUUUGUCUUGUCUCUUCAGAUUCUGUUGGUGCUUUAUAAAUAAUUGUAAUUGUAAUUGCUAUGACCCCUCUUACCUGACCACCUGACCCUAUGUGUGGGCCGGUGUUUUAAUGCUGCAUUCUAAUAACAUGACGUCUUCUGUGCGUUCUAAUGACACAACGUCUUCUGUGCGUUCUAACGACAUGACGUCUCCUGUGCGUUCUAAUGACAUGACGUCUUCUGUGCAUUCUAAUAACAUGACAUCUUCUGUGCGUUCUAAUGACACAACGUCUUCUGUGCGUUCUAAUGACAUGACGUCUCCUGUGCGUUCUAAUGACAUGACGUCUUCUGUGCAUUCUAAUAACAUGACAUCUUCUGUGCGUUCUAAUGACAUGACGUCUCCUGUGCGUUCUAAUGACAUGACGUCUUCUGUGCAUUCUAAUAACAUGACAUCUUCUGUGCGUUCUAAUGACACAACGUCUUCUGUGCGUUCUAAUGACAUGACGUCUCCUGUGCGUUCUAAUGACAUGACGUCUUCUGUGCAUUCUAAUAACAUGACGUCUUCUGUGCGUUCUAAUGACAUGACGUCUCCUGUGCGUUCUAAUGACAUGACGUCUUCUGUGCAUUCUAAUAACAUGACGUCUUCUGUGCGUUCUAAUGACAUGACGUCUCCUGUGCGUUCUAAUGACAUGACGUCUCCUGUGCGUUCUAAUGACAUGACGUCUUCUGUGCGUUCUAAUAACAUGACGUCUUCUGUGCGUUCUAAUGACAUGACGUCUUCUGUGCGUUCUAAUGACAUGACGUCUCCUGUGCGUUCUAAUGACAUGACGUCUUCUGUGCGUUCUAAUGACAUGACAUCUUCUGUGCAUUCUAAUUACAUGACGUCUCCUGUGCGUUCUAAUUACAUGACAUCUCCUGUGCGUCAUGUCAUUAGAAUGUUUUCUAACAGCCUACUUCGUACCCCUACUUUUACCUUUGUGUCACUAUACCCCACUCCCUCUAGAACAGGGAUCCUCAAACUCUGGCCCCCCAGAUGUUGCUGAACUACAACUCCCAUGAUUCUCUGGCUAUCUAUGUAAUUCAAAGAAUCAUGGGAGUUGUAGUUCAUCAACAUCUGGGGGGGCCGGAGUUUGAGGACCCCUGCUCUAGAAUGUAAGCUCAUUGAGCAGGGCCCUCGACCUCUCUGUUCCUGUACGUCCAGUUGUCUGGUUACAAUUACAUGUCUGUUAGUCCACCCAUUGUACAGCGCUACGGAGUCAGAUGGCGCUAUAUAAAUAAUAAUAAUAAUGACGUCUUCUGUGUGUUCUAAUGACAUGACGUCUUCUGUGCGUUCUAAUUGCAUCACGUCUUCUGCGCGUUCUAAUGACAUAACGUCUCCUGUGCGCUCUAAUGACAUGACUUCUCCUGUGCUCUGCAACUUGUGGAAAAGUAUUACUGAAUGAAAUGUGUGUAUGAGGACUAGCAGGGGUUAACGGAGUAUGGGAUUUAAAUAUAUGUAUGAUCGUCCCGUGCAAUUGAUGAUCAAGCAAAGCAGAUUUUGUGGAUGACAUUUCCCAGUAAUCUACCGGAUUCUUAAAGGCUCCCUUGGCCUGAUGGGAAAUGUACAUCGCUAAUAUCCUUUGUGCCAAGGUAAGCCUUCACUAAGUAGUCUCAAAUGAGAGGAGUCAGCCAAAAAUAAUAAAUGGCUCCAGUACCACUACCACAAGAUGCAUUUUAAAUUUCUAUAACAUCACCUUCUCUCCUACUAGAAGUGCAUUGGAACUGGGAACUUCAUAUCUCAAACUGGCUACAAUUCCAGUUAUUUUGUAGCAAGUUGUAACUUAAGAUGUUUCCAAUUAGACUUAAAGGGACACUAAGCUAAACAACUUUAGCUCAAAGGAUCAGAAACACAAACAUAUUUCUGACCCUGUAGUGUUAAAACCACCAUCUAGCCCUCCUGGCCCUCUCUUGCCUUCCUAAAUAUAGUAUAAUCUUACUUGUAUUCAAGUCUGCAGCUGCCGUCUCUGAUCUGCCUGCUGUCUGCCGACAUCAUCAUAAGUGGUGGUCUAAGCCAAUCACAAUGCUUCCCCAUAGGAUUGGCUGAGGCUGCCAAGGAGGCAGAUCAGGGGCAGAGCCAGCACAAGUCAAACACAGCCCUGGCCAAUCAGCAUCUCCUCAUAGAGAUGAAUUGAAUAAAUGCAUCUCUAUGAGGAAAGUUCAGUGUCUGCAUGCAGAGGGUGGAUACACUGAAUGACAGUGAUGCACAGUGUGCAGUACUGCCACAGGAAGCACCUCCAACAGCCAUCUGAGGAGUGGCCAGUGGAGUUAUCACUAGGCUUUAAUGUAAACACUAUCUUUUCUCUGAAAAGACAGGGUUUACUGCAAAAAGGCCUGAUGGGAAUGAUUAUACUCAAAAGAACAAAUACAAUAAGCUGUGAUUGUUUUGGUGACUAUAGUGUCACAUUAAUGAAGUUGUUUUGUUGUAUAUGUCAUGCCUCUGCCAUUUAGGAGUUAAAUCACUUUUGUUUCUGUUUAUGUAGCCCUAGCCACACCUCCCCUGGCUGAGACUCACACCGCCUGCAAGAAAGAAAAUUUUUAAAUUUUCAAUCAUAUGUUAAAGGACCACUAUAGUGCCAGGAAAAUAUACUCGUUUUCCUGGCACUAUAAAGCCCUGGGGGUGCCCCCACCCUCAGGGUCCCCCUCCCACCUGGCUCUGGGGAGCGCAAUCGUCCGUGUUUUUGCCCUCUUCCUAGGAUAAAUAACUACAAUUAACCAAGGAGAAGGAAAAACUACCCAUACGGAUCAAGCUGAGAAAAAUUCGGAUAAGGGGAGGAUCGCCUAAACGGAUCCAAAAGCGAUAUCAACUAGAGCUGAGUUUACAGCUCUCUGUUUGUGAGUUUAUCCUUAUAUUUUUACAUUAGAGAUUUUUUAAUAAUAUACCAUCUACACUAUAUGCGAUUAUUUUUUAUUUUUAGGUACUUGGUUACCGAUGCUGAACAUACCCCUCAGAGACUAUUAUAUAAGUGGAAAUUGAACUGUAUAAACGCUACAUUCUUUUCUGUUUUUUUGUUCUUUCAUUUGAGGUGUUGGAAGCACCACAUGAAUGUUUAGCAGCUAACUUGUAUAUAUUCGUUAUUCAAUGUAUUGAUUUUAAUUCUCUACAAUAAGCGCUGGUCCUUAUUCAUUAUAAUUAUACUUACCUUUAUUCCAGCGCCGGGCGGGGAGCUCUCCUCCUCCUCUCCGCCUCCGAUCCUCCCUUUCAGCUAAAUGCGCACGCGCGGCAAGAGCUGCGCGCGCAUUCAGCCCGUCUCAUAGGAAAGCAUUUACAAUGCUUUCCUAUGGACGCUUGCGUCUUCUCACUGUGAUUUUCAAUUGGAGGCUGGAUUAACCCUAUUAUAAACAUAGCAGUUUCUCUGAAACUGCUAUGUUUAUUUAAAAAAAGGAUUAAUCCUAGAGGGACCUGGCACCCAGACCACUUCAUUAAGCUGAAGUGGUCUGGGUGCCUAGAGUGGUCCUUUAACUUAAUUUAAAAGGUUUUAACUCCUCCUCUGUAAAUUGAACUUUAAUCACACAAAGGAGGCUCCUGCAGGGUCUAGAAGUGCAAUAAAUUAAGUUUAAACAUUAGAUCUCCAAUUAAAGGAAGUGUUUAGGAAGGCUCAGCAAUUCACAUGCAGGGAGGUGUGGCUAGGGCUGUAUAAAGAUUUAACUCCUAAAUCAUAGAGACUGCAGGAUCAUUAUCUAUAUACCAUAACUGUUUUCUAAGAUAAACUUGUUUUUGUGCCUGUAGUGUCCCUUUAAAGCAACACUAUAGCUUAAAUACAAACCUGUCCCUAUUUAGAUUCAGCUAGCCCCUCCGUGUGUAAGGAAAAUUAAUACACUUACCUUUUUUCCAGCGACACGACCCAAUCAAUGCAGUAGCAUCCAAGCCAGUUGUCCAUCGCUGUGCGUGCCUCCAUUCCAAUGCUUUCCUAUGAGCUGCAUUUGAUCACAUAACUAUGUUUUACUCGGUCAUUGUAGUGGGAGCUCCUCUAGUGGCUGUCUAGAUGACACUACAGGUGUGUUCAACGCUGUAAUGGAAUCAUUCUCGUUUCUACAAAACUGAAAUCUUUUCCAAAGCAAGGUUAAAACUACAGGAGGACUGCAUCCAGACCACUUCAUUCAGAUGAAUCCGUUAAAUCUACAGACUCCAAGUACCAUGACCUCUUAUUAUCAGUGAAGUGGUCAUGGUGCUUGGAGUAACCCUUUAGUCUGGACAGUUUCCUCAAAAAUCCAGGUCAAAAAUCGAUAUAAUUAUAUAAAACAAAAGAAUACAGAUGACAUUUUUUCCUACAAUCUUAUUUUUUUAAUAUCUUCUAGGUUUAAAUUAUUAAACUAAAGUAGUGAGAGUGGGGCAUUUAUUUGAAAAUGGUGACUUGAUGCCCCAGCUGUCAGUAUAAGGAAGGUGACCCAGCCCUGACAUAGGACCAUGACGGACAUAGUAAAUAACUGUGGACAAAGUAAAAAUCAAGAUUUACAACUUUUACAAGAAGAAUCGAAAUGUCUAAACCGAACCUACUGAGGGUUCCUGAGCGUAUAUGUCACCAGCAUUUCAGAAAUAAAAUAAUAUACCAUUAAUGUAGUAUGCAGCAUAUCCAGAAUGCAAUGCAAACUAAUCAAAUCAGUACAGAAGGCGGUGUGAUACUUUCCUUCCUUAUUAAGACUCUGAAGACAUGUUCUUAUAAUGUGAGUGAGCAGAUAAGAAAGUACGUCCCUCAUAAAGAAAGGAAAAUAAAUGCAUCUUUAAAAACUGUGUUAUCUAGGUGUGUAUAUUUGUGAGGAGUAUAUAUAUUUAUAGUGUAUAUGCAUAUAUAUAGAUAUAGAUAUAUAGAAAAAAAUAUAUAUUUUUUUAUUAUUAUUUUUGUAAUGUUUUUAUAUUUACAUCAUUCUCCUUUAACCAAUUUUCUUGCUCCUGAGAUGUGACAGAUUACAUUAUGCACAGCUGAAGCCUUGCUAUGUUAGUGCCUGCCUGUCGUAAGUGACAGGAGACUGACCUAAUUAUCAGAAGAAAGGGGAUGAGGACAGAGCAAACAAAACGAAAAAAAAAACCCGUGUCUCUGGAAACUCUGAGAUUACGAAGUACACAAGCAUUAAAAUGCUAAGCUCACACAGGCAAUCAAAUUAAAUUAUCAUUUUAUAAUGAGCUGGUAUGGGUACAAAAACCAUGCAGCCACACGUGCUAGAAACAAGGUCCUUGAGGGCAAUAGAUCAUUCUGCACUCUGUGCCCAAGAGAGGGGCUUCACAUCGCAGGCCUUACUCGUGUAUAGAAAUUUAAAAAAAAAAAUUAAUCUAUGUGUUUAACCUCGGUUGUCGCCCUCUUUAGGCUCCAAUUACCUAGCCGAUGAUAUUGCUAAAGUGCGCAUAUAACCAAUGCUGAAGAUUGUUCUCCUUUGUUGCAUACUUUGAUUUUUAGCCCUGUUUAUGCUUUACAGUUUUGAUAUUUUACCAUGCUAAACCACACGCAUGUACAUCAAAUGCUGUAGAAUUGUCAGGCGCACUUUUGACACGAGUACCAUGUCCUACGGUGCCUUGUUUCCAAUUUCUGCAUAUGUUCAGUAAUACUGCUUGCGUCUUAUCUCUGCCUACAAGGGCUAAGUGUAAUAUAAAUGUCCAGUAUAACGAUACAAAGUCCUCGGUGCUCCUUUGUUUGCAUACCUAAACUAAGCCUUACUAUGAUAUGCGUUGCCAUGUUUUCAAUAUAAUCAUAUGUUUCGUAUUACUAUUUGUUCUCCAUACUUGCUGGCAAACGCAUAACUUGUAUUACGCUAUGAUUGAUUAAAUCAAUAAAAACUAUUUCAAACAAAAACCACACAACUUUAUUAAACAGAGUGCAAAAAAACGGUCUACAGGUCUGCUUGAGAAUUUUUUUUUAUUAGUUUUUAAUACAUAUACAUACCAACAGUGUUAUGGUGGGGAAAAAUUGUGAAUGAAAAUCCCUUCCACCUGAAUUCAGUGGAUAGUCAAUAAAUUGUUAAACACAGAUCUACACACCAGUCAAGUCAUAAGACUUGCUUUUCCCACAGAAAUAUCAAACUUGCAGUGAUGUUACUGGGUGGGCAAAGGAUUCUGGGUGGGCAUAUGCAAAUUAGUUCAAAAAAGAAUCAAAUUUUUGCCUCAUUAUUCCAUUUUAAACAUGGAUUCUUUGGAGUUGAGGGAAAAACAAGUUUCAUGGCUUGACUUGUGUGACAUGUCAUGAUGCCCUUUUAUUCCAGAAGUUUGGUCCUUAAGGAAUUAAGGAACAUUCCGGGCACCAUAACAACUUCAUUGAAACCGUGACUAGGACCGGGCUGUUCUGAAAAGCUUUAGGUGACAUCAAUGAAAAAAACUAUGUAACUAAAAUGUAAUUAAUAACAAGAACAAUGUUUCUUAUUUACACAGACUGAUUUCUAAACAAAUUUAUUGUAGUUUAACCCCUUAAUGCCAUUACGGCAUUCUAUGCCGUCCCGCUUUAAUUGGGCUUUAAAGCCGUUGCGGCGGCAUAGAACACCGUAACGGCUUUGAGCCCUGGAGCGCCCGGGAUACUUACCUACCCGGCGCUCCCCUUCGGGAGGACUGCCUCACAGCCCAGGCAGCCCUCCCAUGUAAAAUGAGGACCUCGGGGGCCAUGUGAUCGCUCUCAAAGAGCGAUCACAUGGCCCCCUAUAGCUGGCUGUGGAUCUGCCAGCAGGGGGACUGUCUGAAAUGUCAGACAGUCCCCAUGCUGGUGGAAAGUGUAAAAAAUAAAAAUUAAAAAUGUUAUAAAAUAAAAUAAAUAUAUUUAUAAACAUAUAAUAUAUGUAUAUGUAUUAUAUAUAUAUAUAAUAUAUAUACAUAUUAUAUAUAUAUGUAACAUCAUACAUAGUGUAUUUUAAUAUUAAUAUAAGCACAUAUAUUAGUAUUAAAAUACACUUAGAAUGAUGUUACAUAUAUAAUAUGUGUGUAUAUAUAUAUAUAUAUAUAUAUAUAAUAGAUAUAUACACAUAUGUUAUAUAUACGUAUAAUUACAAUAAUAAAUAAAUAAAAUAAUAAAAUAAAUAAAUAAAAUAUUGAAACAAAAUUUAAUAUAAAUUAUAUAUACAUAUGCAAUUUCAUUCUAACUGUAAUUUGUUAUUAAUAUAUAUAUAUAUAUAUAUAUUGGUAACAAAAUACACUUAGAAUGACAUUCUAUAUAUAUAUAUAUAUAUAUAUAUAUCUAUAUAUAAAAUACAAAUAACCGCAAAUAUAUAUAUAAAUACAUAUAAUUACAUAAAAGAUUACAUUAGUAUACACGUAGAAUUUAAAUACCUAUAAAUGCAUAUAUAUUAAAAUUCUACGUGUAUAUUUAAGUAAUCUUUUAACAUAAUUAUGUGAUUUGAUUAAUUAAAAUUUGAUUGACAUGCCUGACAACACAGGGAGAAAGUGUACCUGUACAUGGUGGGUACUGUUUUACUCAGGAGACUUUGCUGAACUCAAAUAUUAGUGUUUCAAAUUGGUAAAUUGUAUUAUAACGAUGAUAUUUUAAGUAAAAGUGACGUUUUUUGCAUUUUUUACAAGCGAACGGCACUUUUAUGGACUAUAUUAUUGUUGUAAUAUGUUUUACUGUUUUAAAACACUAAUAUUUGUGUUUAGUGAAGUUUCCAGAGAAUAACAAUACUCCCCAUGUACAGGUUUUAUUGUGUUUUGGAAAGUUAGAGAGUCACAUAUAAGGCUUGCAUUUCAUUUUUUUUUAAAUUAAAAUUUGCCAGAUUGGUUAUGUUGCCUUUGAGAGUGUAUGGUAGCCCAGGAAUGAGAAUUACCCCCAUGAUGGCAUACCAUUUGCAAAAGUAGACAACCCAAGGUAUUGCAAGUGGGGUAUGUCCAGUCUUUCUUAGUAGCCACUUAGUCACAAACACUGGCCAAAUAUUAUUUUUUUGCUUUUUUUCACACAAAAACAAAUAUGAACACUAACUUUGGCAAGUGUUUGUGACUAAGUGGCUACUAAAAAAGAAUAAACAUAACCCACUUUCAAUACCUUGAGUUGUCUACUUUUUCAAAUGGUCUGCCAUUAUGGGGGUAAUUCUCAUUCCUGGGCUACUACACCGUCUCAAAGGUAACAUUAAUUCAAUUUGAAAAUGGAACGUUCUAUAUUUGACCCUGUAACUUUCUAAAACACCAUAAAACCUGUUAAUGGGGGGUACUGUUGUACUCGUAAGAAAUCGCUGAUUACAAAUAUGUGCAUUUUUUUGCAGUAAUACCUAACAGUAUUAUGACAUUCACAGCUAAAAUGUCAGACGGAAAUACAGAUUUAAAAACAAAUCUUAUUUUCUCAAAUUUUUUAAAUUUUAUUCAUAAUAAAUUGUGUUCCAUAUAUGAAUAGUUAAUGAUAAAUUAAAGCCCUGUUUCUCCUGAACAAAAUUAUAUAUAAUAAGUGUGGGUGCACUUAAUGUGACAGCGGUGAAUUACGGUUGAACAGACAUAUAGCGCAAAUUCCAGUUUUUGUUUACGUUUUGUUUUGAUCAGAACGUGCACUAUUGACUCCGUCCUGAAGGGGUUAAAGACACAUUACUGGGAGUAUUAUUGCUGUGGAGCUCUGUUAUACACUCAGACACAUUACUGGGAGUAUUAUUGCUGUGGAGCUCUGUAAUACACUCAGACACAUUACUGGGAGUAUUAUUGCUGUGGAACUCCGUUAUACUCUCAGACAUUACAGUAAUACUGAGCUCUGAGCCACAUUACGGGGAGUAUUAUUGCUGUGGAGCUCUGUUAUACACUCAGACACAUUACUGGGAGUAUUAUUACUGUGGAACUCUGUUAUACACUCAGACACAUUACUGGGAGUAUUAUUGCUGUGGAGCUCUACACUCAGUUAUACUGUUAUUGUCCCAGACACAUUACUGGGAGUAUUAUUGCUGUGGAGCUCUGUUAUACACUCAGACACAUUACUGGGAGUAUUAUUGCUGUGGAGCUCUGUUAUACACUCAGACACAAUACGUGUAUACACUCAGACACAUUACUGGGAGUAUUAUUACUGUGGAGCUCUGUUAUACACUCAGACACAUUACACUGUUAUCAGACACAUUACUGGGAGUAUUAUUGCUGUGGAGCUCUGUUAUACACUCAGACACAUUACUGGGAGUAUUAUUGCUGUGGAGCUCUGUUAUACACUCAGACACAUUACUGGGAGUAUUAUUGCUGUGGAGCUCUGUUAUACACUCAGACACAUUACUGGGAGUAUUAUUGCUGUGGAGCUCUGUUAUACACUCAGACACAUUACUGGGAGUAUUAUUGCUGUGGAGCUCUGUUAUACACUCAGACACAUUACUGGGAGUAUUAUUGCUGUGGAGCUCUGUUAUACACUCAGACACAUUACUGGGAGUAUUAGUGCUGUGGAGCUCUGUUAUACACUCAGACGCAUUACUGGGAGUAUUAUUACUGUGGAGCUCUGUUAUACACUCUGACACAGCAACAAUAUAGAGCGUCUUAAAAAAGAGGGACAUUAGGGCAGAAAAGAGGAAUGGAUGAAAUAAUACAGUCACCUUUACCGUCUUUGCUGCUAAUUCACAGCCAAGCGGCAGCAACAAAGAGCCCCUACAACAGUGAUGGCGAACCUUUUUGAGCCCGAGUGCCCAAACCGCAAUACAUGCCAACAUUUUUUCUCCUUAAAGUGCCAACACGGCAAUUAAACCCAAAUACUGAGGUUUAAGUUUAGAAAAAAACAACUCGUACUGUUGUCCGAACUAAUAACUUUUGUUUUAAAAGAACACAGAGAGUUCAAUUAUACAAAUUUUAAAUAAUGAUAUAAAUAGAUAAAAUUAAGCUUAUAUUUAUUAGUAUCUCCAACAAAUACAAUACAUACACACACAGACUGCUGAAUACAUACACACAGUCUGCUGAAUACACACACACAAGACUGCUGAAUACAGAGACUGAUGAAUACACAUACAGACUGCUGAGUACACACACACACACAGAGACUGCUGAGUACACACACACACACAGAUUGCUGAGUACACACACACACACACACAGACUGCUGAAUACACACACACACACAGACUGCUGAGUACACACACACACACAGACUUCUGAGUACACACACACACACAGACUGCUGAGUACACACACACACACUGCUGAAUACACACACAGACUGCUGAAUACACACACAGACUGAAUACACACACAGAGACUGCUGAGUACACACAGACUCCUGAGUACACACACACAGUCCGCUGAAUACACGCAAACACACACAGACUGCUGAAUACACGCACACAAACACACUGCUGAAUACACACAUACUGCAUUGAGGUGGGGGGUGCGUGUGUGUGUGAGUGUUGUAUGUGAGGGGUGCUGUGUGUGUGUGUGUGGGGGUGCUGUGUGUGUGUGUGUGGGGGGUGCUGUGUGUGGUGGGUGCUGUGUGUGUGUGUGUGGUGGGUGCUGUGUGUGUGUGUGGGGGUGCUGUGUGUGUGCUAUAUGUGUAAGGGUGCCGUGGGGGUGGUAGGGGUACCGUGUGGUGGGGGGUAGGGGUACUGCUGGGAGGGUAGGGUAUGUGUGAGGGGGGUAGGGGUACUGUGAGGGGGGUAGGGUGUACCGCUGGAGGGGGGGUAGGGGUACUGUGUGUGGGGGUUAGGGGUACUGUGGAGGGGGGUAGGGGUGCUGUGUGUGGGGGGUAGGGGUGUGCGUGGGGGUAGGGUACUGCUGGAGUGGUUGGGGUACCGUGUGUGGGGGGUAGGGGUACUGCUGGGAGGGUUGGGGUUACUGCUGAGGGGGUAGGGCUUACUGCUGGGGGGUUAGGGGUUACUGCUGGGGGGUAGGGGUGUAACGAUACCUUACCUGGGUCCGCCGAUCCCGCGCGGCACGACAGCUUCCCCGGCUACUUCCGGGAGGCGGCGCAGCCUCUCGGACGCUGCCCGCUCGCGGCAAAAUCCGUUUUAUGACGCGGCGCAUGCGCGCCGACGUCAUAAUGAUUUUGCCGCGAAAAUUCAAACGCGGCCACGCUCCCGAACCUUUUGGGGGCGUGGCUUUAAAGUGACACACACAUUAGUAUAAAAGGGCAUUCCUGUCCACACCUCAGUGCCCUAGUGUGGUUCUUGAUUGUUCCCCUAGUGCUCUUUUACUGUUUAGCUGUUUUUCUGGUAUUUUGACUCUUGGCUUUCGUUCUGACUAUUCUCCUAUCUGGCUCCCUGACUUUUGGCUUGGUUUUUUCGUAUAUCACGAUUUCCGUACUCCCUUGACCCUCGGCUUUUUCUUGACUAUUCUUUGACGUUAAGUCCGGCCACCCUAAGGUCCGGUAUACGUCCCUUUCAGGGUUACCAUCUGUGUGAAGGGGUCACUAUCGUGACAAGGGGUUACUGCUGGGGAGGGUAGGGGUUACUGCUGGGGAGGGUAGGGGUUACUGCUGGGGGGGUAGGGUGCUGGGGGGUUAGGGUUCUGCUGGGGGGGUGGGGGCUACUGCUGGGGAGGGUAGGGGUUACUGCUGGGGAGGGUAGGGUUACUGCUGGGGGAGGGUGCUGGGGGUUAGGGGUUACUGCUGGGGCAGGGUAGGGGCUACUGCUGGGGAGGGUAGGGUUACUGCUGGGGUAGGGUAGGGGUUACUGCUGGGGGUAGGGUUCUGCUGGGGAGGGUAGGGGUUACUGCUGGGGGGUAGGGGUUACUGCUGGGGAGGGUAGGGGUUACUGCUGGGGGGGUAGGGUGCUGUGUCAGUAUACCCCCCCUCCCUCCUUCUUACCUUUAAUGAAGUAGAGGGGGGGACAGCGAUCCCUGGUGGUCCGGUGGUGGUAAGCACUGCAGGGGGAGGGCUCCAGGAAGCAGCAACCCUGUCCUCCCGCGCAAUGCUGUGUGGAGCGUUGCCAUGGUAACGCGCGGCAACGCUCCACACAGCAUCGCGCGGGAGGACAGGGGAGCAGCUUCCUGGAGCCCUCCCCCUGCCUCCCGACACGGAAGCAGAGUAGGCGCCUGCCGUUUCGGGCAGGCAGGUGCCUACUCUGCAUUGAUGGCGAACCUGUGGCCGCGUGCCCACAGAAAGGGCCCGGCGUGCCACCUGUGGCACGCGUGCCAUAGGUUCGCCAUCACUGCCCUACAAUGUCAACAAGAGGCUCCACCAAUCAGGUGAUGAUCAGUCAAUGAAUAAUGUAGUGGCACCCACACUGCAGCUGCAAUCAGCCUAUCGAGAGGCCAAAUUACUUGUGAAUUAGUGUUGUGUUGCCAAGAUCUGUCUCUCUUUUUUUUCUCUUUUAGAGAGUAGGAUGGUUGGGGAGCAGCGAUAUUGGGAAAUGAACUAUUGGGAUAUUAGUUACUCUAAGUCGGAAGUAAACCUCUCUAUCGUAUAUCCAUUAUAUUGAUAAUGCAUUCAAAUAUUUAAAAGAAAAAUCAUUUACAGAAACAUAAUUCUUUAAAGAGGAACUGCCACUUUUCUAAAUGUUACACAACCCGUUAUCUUUCUAAAGAGUGGUUAUGACUUGUUUGUUUUUGUUUUUAAGGAAUAAAAAGGUUUUAGUUUGAUAUUGUAAGCUGUCGUGGCUCAGCCAGAGUGUGUAAUGCAAAUUUCUUUAACCACAUCAGUUAAUUGCACCGUGGUAUCAUUCUCUGUUUGUAUAUGAUGAUGCCACAGUGCUUGUCUGUUUGUUUCUAAUUAAGUCCUGGACCUUUAAAUAGCGAGCUGAAUUCUGAAUCUUUAUUUUUAUCCAUUGAUUCUUCAGGGCAACUCUGUCUAUUGCAAUAAAACAUACUGAGCUGAACAUCUUGACAUUUACUGCUGAGAUGAGAUGUUUCUUGCUGAAUUCGAGCUUGUGUCAAUCUGUAACCGUGUUAUUGCUCGAUCUUAAGGGCAAUAUUUAUAAAGAACAAUUCGAAAAGUGGAGCAGUCACUGAAUCGUUCCUGCUCGUUUCUCCAACUCCCAGGAUGUUUCCCCAGAAUUUGUAGAGUUAUUUUGUUAUGGUGAUCAUUUUUAGUAAUGCAAAGUGAAUUUAAAAUUUAAGGCCAAAAUUCCCAAGUUUGAAAAACUCUCAAGAUCAGCAGCAAUGCUUCCAGUUUGGACAUAUUGUUCUAAAAUAUUAGACUUUGAAUUCCCAAGAAAAUAGUGAAUAUCCUGAUGCAAAAAUAAAAUGUAAAAAAAAUGAAUAAUAUUUAGACAUUAAAAGAAAAUUCAUUAGUAGAAAUCUAUUAAAAACAUUGUGAGUUGCUAGUUUUAAUUUGGGGCAAAAAUAUUGCAGUUCCGAAGUUAUUUCUGAAACUAUUUUUAGCAUGCAGGCUAACAACACAUUAAUAAAACACCGCAAUGUGUUUUAACACAUGGUUUAGUGCAAGUGAUAUUAAUCGGGGGGCACUUUUACUUAUAAAUAUCACAGUAGCAACAUAUUUUUUGCUAUAUUUCUUUUUGGCUGUGAAAGCAUGAAAAUUAGGCAGAACGUUCCAUACUGCAAAUUCUUUUAUUUUUGAAAAUCUUUUUAGCACCCUUCGUUUUUACUAUAAUUUUUGUUCAGUUACCGUUGGUUAGUACUUGCCAUCGAUAGUGCUUCCUUGUGUUGUUUAUAUGCCUUUGGUUAGAACAUCAGUUUUGGAUUGGUGGGAACUGCUCAACGUUCUUUUACCUUUCAGCCCUCACCGCGUUGGUCUUCUCCAUGAAGCUCAGCCUCCUUGACUGAGUUCACAGAGUUUGAUUAUCUCAGCCAAUCCAAUGCGUUCCCAUAGGAAAGCACUAGAGGCUAGUGUGCAUGCGCGACAGACCAUCUGACUGAAAUAGUGCAAUGCUUUGAUCUAACUAUGGCUGCAUCCUCUCCUCUUAUGGGCCUUCAGAAAUGUCACGGGAUUGGGGGGGGGGCCCGGAAGCAAGUACCAAAUACCAAUGUGUGCUGGAUUAUAAUCCCAAACUGUUGAUGGUUUUACCUUUAGGCUCACACAUGACAUCACGCUGGAAGAAUUUGAAGAUGAGGAUUUAUCUGAAAUCACUGAGAUCACAGAUGAAUGUGGCAUUAGUUUGCACUGUAACGAGAGCAGACACUGCAAGGUAAGAGACUGUAGAGGACCAGAUCUGUGUGUGUGGAUAUAUAUAUUUUGUUGCUGCUUAAUCUGAGUUUAUGUGCUGGGUCCUCCUUUUCCUUGUGUGCUGCUCUGUGUAUAUUGUACAGUCUUUUUCCUCAUUUCUUGAGUGCUGGAGAAUAUUUUGGAAGUGUAUAAAUGCCAGUGACCAUCAAACUGUUCACUACUAGAUAUUAUUUAUAAAUUCACUAAAAAUCUCUGAGUUUAAAUGGACACUAUAAUCACCAGAACCACUACGGCCUAAUAUAGCGGUUCUGGGUCAUAGAGCCUGUUCAUGCAGGGUCAGCAGUUUAAAUGCUGCCUUUUCUAUGACCACCUUCGGUGGUGGUUUUUCAGACAGCCACUAGAGGGACUUCCUGGGUUCAGUCCUGCAAAGAUUGCAGGAUGACGUUCAGCGUCUCCACGCUAUGCAUAGAGAUGCUGAACGCUUCCCAUAGAGAUGCACUGACUCAAUCCAUCUCUAUGAGGAGAUGCAGAGUGGUGUAGUGCGGUGAUUUGCUGCGCAUGCGCACAAGUCCCAGUGAAGCAUUGGAUUGGCUGAGAUCAGUAAGAUUGAUGAGCUCAGCCAGGGAGGCGGGGCAACUGCUGAGCGUUGGGUGUGGCAAUGGCUAAAAGGUAAGUAAAUCUUUUUUGUUGCACAUGGGGACGGGUGGUUGUUCAUCUAAAUUGCAAAACGUUAUAGCGCUAGGAAUACAUGUCAGAAAUUUAUUUGAAUACAAGAAAUUUCAAUUUUUUGGGGACUGUUGUCCAUGAAAAAUGAAUUAGGAAACAUUAAAUUGAGGCUAAAUCAUUGUGAUGAACAUUUGGAGAUUUUUGCUAACUGAGUUUUGCAGGUAAAAUGGCAGAAACAUGCAAACUUUGUCUGCUGGCUGCACAAAUCAGAAAGGGGUUAAAUUUAUAAGUAAAAGGAAACCAGGUGAGUCUAAUUCACUAUUAAUCACAAGGCCCUGGGGGAAUGGCUUGAAUCAAUGGUAACAAAAAAAGGUUAGUUGCAAUCACCUAUUAGAUACUUUAUAAUAUAUUACAUAAUAAAUAUAAACGUUGUAUUAACUGCAUUUGCCGAUCUAUACUUAUGAGUUGAACUGAUUCAUAUUUCCGUUACUGAAAUGAAAGAUAAAUAAUUAAUCUCACUGUUCUGUGUUAAUUUUUUCUUUAAAUCUCUUUAUGGACGAGGAGUAAUUUUUCUAUCUGUUGCCAUAGUAACAUAGUGAUAUAUGCUAGUGACUGGAUUGAAGUGGCUUAUGUUCUGCAUAUUGAUAUAGAGUUCUCCAUUAAUCACUACAAGCAGUGUACUUUAGCAUUGCAGAAUGUGAAGUGGAGGAGGAUUCAUCAUUACAGAUCGCUUGUAGUACAGGGUUCCUGUCUGUCAAUUUAGAAACAUAGAAUGUGACGGCUCAUAAGAACCAUUCGACCCAUCUAGUCUGCCCAAUUUUCUAAAUCCUUUCAUUAGUCCCUAGCCUUAUCUUAUAGUUAGGAUAGCCUUAUGCCUAUCCCACGCAUGCUUAAACUCCUUUACUGUGUUAACCUCUACCACUUCAGCUGGAAGGCUAUUCCAUGCAUCCACUACCCUCUCAGUAAAGUAAUACUUCCUGAUAUUAUUUUUAAACCUUUGCCCCUCUAAUUUAAGACUAUGUCCUCUUGUUGUGGUAGUUUUUCUUCUUUUAAAUAUAGUGUCCUCCUUUACUGUGUUGAUUCCCUUUAUGAAUUCAAAUGUUUCAUAUCCCCCCGUCUCGUCUUUCCUCCAAGCUGUACAGGUUACAGGACGUGUUACAAUAUUGCUAACUGAGCACAAUGUAUCACUUGCUCCUGAAAAAAGGGGUUUAAUAUUCCAGGACACCCUAUCUGACAAGUGCCUUUAAAAUUCAAUUUUGUUUCAGAAAUACACAGAGUAUCUAAUUCAUUUAUUGUCACUCUCAGUUUGUGCUUCGUGGAGACUUCUUGGGGAAUCUAGCAAAGGGAAAAAAUACAAAAACGGACGAUCGGAUUAGGGUCCCAAUGGAUCCAGCACUACUAAGAGAAAUGCUAGAAUCAGAGAUUAUUUCUGUGUGUGCAAUGCUAAUUCUGGCAAGCAUGCUGCUGGGUUUCUUUUUAAUAAAAAUGAAUCAUAGAUUUUAAUGGCAUAUAAAAGCCAACUGGCACUCUGUACAACAACAUCAUUUGCCUUUAGGGAUGCAAGUCAGUUUGCUGCGUAGUUUUUCCUGCCAUAGAACUUUGAUGUUUUGUUUAGGAAUUUAAGGUGAAAACGUACUUAAUUACACUACAUUUAUAAGGUCAUAUAGCUCCAAAUAUCCAAAAAAUAUUUAUGCGCGGAAUGUAUCUGAGCACAAAGCAAGCCUCUGUUUGUUGCCAUAUCUUGCUGUGACGCUUGCCCCUUGCACUACUGUGUGCAUUACAGAGAAAGUCUGUGAACAUGUGCUAGAUUUGGGCAGAGAUGCUGCUAAGUCACGAGGUGGCAGAACCAUUUGAUGCCCAAUCUUUUAAUAAUUUUUUUUUGUAAAUAUCUUUUUAUUUGUUUUGAAUUUAAUUUCGAUACAUAAGUCAUAAGCAUAGACAAUGGAGGAUGACAGGUAGGUCCCCAAAUCUGGUAACUGAAGAUGUGCUUGCCUCUUAACAUGGGAGCGACGAGUCUGUAUAUCAAUUAUUAGAACAGCAUAGACAAUUAACAGUAAGUAUCGGAAUACCCGAUGUUCUCCUAAUCCUUUCAAUCACCCAACAUGCCGGCUCUGUCACCUGUUGCCAGGAGGACUAAGGAAAAGUGCAAUGAAAGCACAUUUAAAAGCUCUCGCGCUGCACUUAUAAUUUAAAUUCAGGGUAAUUGAGCCCAUGAAUGUGUGCUGCAGCAAAGCUCAAUGUAUAUGCAUAUGGCAGUUUGCCAUUCUAGCGCGCAUGCACCAUUGGAUGUUGCACCUACUUUGUUGACGGGCAUGUUGUUAGUAUCACUGACUGCAUCAUGCAUACACCCACCAGUCAAAGCCAGAAUGAUACAAUUACAAUGUAAAGGGUUGAAACGGUAUCCUUGUAAUGUGACUGACUCCAUCUUUAAUACUAAAACUUGUCUUCAGUGGCUUUUUUUAAAGGGAGCUGUUUCUAAUUAUUCUUAUUAUUACUGAUGUUUAUAAUGCCAGGGACCUCUCCUCUCCGGCCGGGUAAUUUUGGCAGAGUAGGCACCUGCAAUGUGGGGAGAGCAGGUGCCUAUUCUCCUUUAGUAAGUAUGGCAAACUCGUGGCUCGCUGGGCCGCCUACAUAUUAAUUGUGGGCCGCAUGAGGACCGCGGUUCUGCGAGUUUGACAUGCUUGAUGUGAAGUGACUAAGGAGGUAACAGAAUGUGAUGUCAAACAGCUGGAAGGGUGUGCUCCACGGUUAGAAUGAACUAGGGUGGGUAGAUGCAUAGCAGGAACCAGUUUAUUUAGGCUGGUUUGUGGAAUAAGGCCUGAGAGUUGCAGUAAGACAUACCUCCCAACAUUUCAAAUGGACAAAGAGGAACACUUUAAUUUUAGGGUUGUGGCCAGGGGGUGGGGCUGUUCUUAUAAAUUCUAGGUGACUUACGAAUAACAAUUUAGAAAGCUUAAAUGUAAUUUAGAACAAGAACAAUGUAUCUUAUUUACACAGACUGAUUUCUAAACACAUUUAUUGUAGUUUAAAGACACAUUACUGGGAGUAUUAUUGCUGCGAAGCUCUGUUAUACACUCAGACACAUUACUGGGAGUAUUAUUGCUGUGGAGCUCUGUUAUACACUCAGACACAUUACUGGGAGUAUUAUUGCUGUGGAGCUCUGUUAUACACUCAGCACAUUACUGGGAGUAUUAUUGCUGUGGAGCUCUGUUAUACACUCAGACACAUUACUGGGAGUAUUACUGCUGUGGAGCUCUGUUAUACACUCAGACACAUUACUGGGAGUAUUAUUGCCGUGGAGCUCUGUUAUACACUCAGACACAUUACUGAGAGUAUUAUUGCUGUGGAGCUCUGUAAUACACUGACACAUUACUGGGAGUAUUAUUGCUGUGGAGCUCUGUAAUACACUCAGACACUAACAAUAUGGAGAGGAGGGUUACUAGGAGAGAAGAGGGACAGAGGGAUUUGAGGCCCAAAAAGUAAGUGGCUCAGUUUGUUAGCUGGUUUGUGGAAUAAGGUCUAAUGAUCAGGGGCAAGGUAUGGGUGAAGAGAUAGAGCAAACAUUUGUUUUAUAAAAUUUAAAGGAUCACUAUAGGGUCAGGAACUCAAACAUGUAUGGUGUUUAACCCACCAUUUCGGUGGCUUUACCCCCCCCAUUAAUCUGUAGUUGUUCUGGUGACUAUAGUGUCCCUUUAAAUAUUUGCCAGACAGAUUCUAUCAGCCAAAAUGUUAAUAACUCUAUGUACCUGGAAUAGUGGGUAAAUAUAUUCAUUGAAACUUACAAUGAACAACUGCAUGUACAGAAAAUUACAGUGCUAAACUACAAGGAUAAAUGGUAACAUGUUGAUUAGGUAAGUGGUUAUAGUGCCCCUUAAAUGCAAGGUCUACUUUUAGGAUAGGUCACUAUAUUUGUUGCAUAGGGGGUAUAUUACUAUCCCCUCAGUGUUUAGCUUUGUAACUGCACAUACUAUUAUGGCUGUAAUAAUGCCAUUCUCUAAGAAAUGCCGCAGUGUUACAACGAUUCUUUGUGUCAUUUUGCCAGUGCCAAUGUAAUAUUGAAUUAUGACUUCCGAGUCAGUUGCCUUUUGUUUAAAUAAGCUCAUUGGGUGGGUAGGCAGACGGUUAUCUGGAUAUGGCCUGGAUUGGUAUAUGGACUAGGUCCCUGGACAUGGUGGAGAGGCCAUAAUGCUGACGAUAGGAACAAUGAUCCCAGCAUUCCGUGAUUUCCAGAGACUCUGUGUCAGACUAGGACUAUUGCCAGGUGUGCCUACAGGAUCCACAGAAUGGAUGGGCGUAAGGAUAGUAUAGCCAACAGAAAUGUGGGUUCCAAAGCUUGAGUAAUCAGCUGAUACUUUGGUUUCCAUGGGGAUUACAGAAUUUGAACCCACGUUUCUGUUAGUGACACUUUUAUAAUUCUCCCAUAGAGGGAUAUUCACUAACAGUAAAUUUAAAAUUUAAGGCGAAUAGCUGAACCAGAAACAUUUUCUAAUUUAGCCAUGCUUCCAGUUCAAUUACUUUGGCCUGAAAGGAACACUAUAAUGUUAGGAAUACAAACACUCUAGUGCUGGAGUGGCUGUAUAGGCGACCGCCCCCCUUUCUGUAAAAUAAAAAGGAAUUUAAACAUACCUUUUCUCCCUUGCCUCCAUGGUUGAGAUCCUAAAUCUUCAUGAUCUCAGUUAAUCCUGUUGGAAAGCAUUGGAAGGUUAUUGUGCAUGCGCAGAAAAACGAAGCUCCUCUUAGGGAACGUUCAGCGCCUUCAUGCAGAAUGUGCGACACUGGACUAGGAAGCACCUUUAGUAGCCAUCUGAGUGACUGCCACUAGAGGUGUCCAUAGGCAGCAAUGUAAACACUGCCUUUUCUCAAAUUAGAUGUAGUGGUUCUAAUGACUAUAGUGUCCCUUUAAGUAUAAAUUCACGGUAAAUUGAAAGUGACUUUCAGCUAAAUUUAAAACAUAGCUGGUUUGAAGAUAGUGUUUUUUUCAGUCUGGGUACUGGACCUAAAAUUGCAAUUCACUUUAAAUUCACAAUGAAUUGUAAUGAAUUGAAAACCGAAUGGCAAAAUUCAUGCAAAAAGCUGAAACAUUUAUAGUUCAGGUCACAGCUCAGCUAUUUUAACCGAAAUCUUUAACUCCACUACAAUUCACUGACAAAUGAAUAGAUUUUGUAAAUCACUCACGUUUACUGCAUAUUAAAGCAGUAAAUUACUAUAAAGAUUUAAAAUACUAGUUGGCUUUUUUUUGUAUUUCCAUCUUUUUUAUAUGCUACUAAUCAAGUGCCACGCCUGCGGCAGAUAUUUAAUUUACUGCCUUCUCAAAGAGACUAAUGUUUGGAUACAUAAUACCACUGAAAUAAAAAAAUAUAAAAUAAAAAUGUCUGGCGUUCUAUUGUUUACAACAAGGCUGCAAGAUAAGAUUUCAAUGGGUUUUCUUAGCAGUAUUAAAAUGAAUGAAAUAAAAAAUUCUAGAAUUUCCUAUUGAAUUGAAUGUGCACGCAGACUCUGUGUAUGUUCAUGUAUUCUGUUUGUCACUGUGUAUUUUCUGUGUGCGCACAGCCAGCCUCUGUUCAGGGCACACAGUCCCAGCAGGGACCUGAGGUCAUGUUUUGUGUGACGUUCCCCUCCCUCUGUUUUUUGUUCCAUUAUUCCCACACUCCCUGUUUCUUCCUACACGUUGUUGUUUUCCCUUUGCUCUUAAUUACUAUUCUGUGUGUGUGCCUGUCCCGUGAUGGCUGUCCCACUCAGCCUUUUCUGGGACAUCGUGGCCUUCUUUGUUGUACAGUUCCACUUGUUACAUAUCUUGGGUUGUUUCUACGCAGACAUUGUCCGUUUAGAUCCCUAUGCACCGUCGCACGCGGUCUGCCAUUAGUUUGUAUAAUGUCGCUUGCCUCCGUAGAGACAUAACUUUUGCCAUUGUGUUCCCCUCCCUGCAGCGUUGACACUCACCCCCCCACCUCAGCAGAUGAUGUCACUCUAACUCUCCCUCCCUCUUGUCCCAUGACUCUGUCUCCUGAUCCCCCAGAGCUGUCUGCUUGUCGAGCCAGGACCAGCCCCAGGAGGGGUGGGGGCUGCCAGCCGGAUCCAGGCAGAGAUGCUCCAGUUGGAUCUAAUUGAUGCUGUACAGAUCCACGAAGAAGAGACAGUGCCUUCCGCUGACCCCCGACCUCUUCUUCCUUCAUCCAUGGAUACAUACAGGCCCAAGAGACCCACGACCCUCAACCUCUUCCCCCAGGCCCCUCGAACACAGGUAAUGACAGAAGUUCGCAAAAAUGUAUAGGUACUGUAAAUAUGCCAGAACAUCAGCUGAUACAAUCAGGUCACACAUGGCACCAGUGCUUUGUGUUUGUAGGACAAAAAGUGCCAGUACUCAUCAAUAGGUACCAGUGCUCUUCAAUAGGUACCAGUACUCAUUAAUAGGUACCAGUGCUCUUCAAUAGGUACCAGUGCUCUUCAAUAGGUACCAGUACUCAUUAAUAGGUACCAGUGCUCUUUAAUAGGUACCAGUACUCAUUAAUAGGUACCAGUACUCUUCAAUACUAUAGAAAAAGUAAUCUGGUCUUCUGUAUGGUCUAUUGCAGAGGUGGCGAGAGUGUAAAUCCAGGUAUUGCAGAACUACAAGACCACUGACAUUUGCCAGGGUCAGUCAAAGGAUCAUAGCAGACGUAGUUCUAUAACAGUUGUACAAUAAAACCACAUUCAACUUCUCCAUUACAUCACAUAAGGGAUAAGGUGAAUUGUGUUUUAUUGUACAUUUGUAAGGUUAAUAGGUUAGUAGGUCCUCCUAUUUUUCACUUAUAUCCCUAUUUCAAAUCCACUUUUCCCCAAGGCUUAGGUUUCCACCUAACCUUUGUAUUGUAGUUCUAUAACAGUUGGAGAUUUAACUUUUUGGCCACCCCUGGGCCUUGACCCAUUUUGAUCUUAAAUAUGGUGUUCAAAUGACAUACUCCUCGAGUAUCCCCACAAUACAUUCCUACAUCUAAAUCUGUUCUUUUAUUUUUAACAUAAUAGACUAAUAACCGGGCCACAACUAUAAUAAUAAGACUACUCAUUUUAAUGCACUUAAAUAAUAAACAAAACGUGUUCAUUCACAUCCCUCCUCCAUUCCCAAGAUGAGAUGUGAAAUACUUAUUAAAUUUUCUUACCCGUAGAAAGGUAUAAAUAAGAAGCAACAUACAGAAAUCGAUACAUAUCACGUGGGAGACACAUGCUGCCAUACAUAAAGCACAUGAACACGUAAGAGAUAUACAAAUAUCUGUAAUUAUACAUACAGGCGUACAUUUUAUAUAUGUUACAUGGAAACGUAGGUUGCAAUAGCAAAGAGGAACCUGUCUAGGCUACUCUAUAUGAAAUAUCAGAUUUAUUCUGCCAGUUUGUUUAUGGUGGCUUCGUCCAUUUUUAAAUGAGCUAGCCUUUAUUCCUUCCGCUGGAAGACUAUUCCGGGUAUCUACUACCCUUUUACUAUUUCCUCAAUAAUGCCGCUAUGUUCUUUUAAUACUUUGCACAAAAAAAAUCUUCCCCAAAGUAGAUGUGGUGUUUAAUUUUACUGCACGCCAAAAGCAGCGCUCGGUGAAACGCAGGGCAGUCCUUGCAUCGCCUGCCGCUAUGGAGCUAAAACUCCCAUUAUGUUUAGCCAGACUCCUGUCCCUGAGCAUUGCACUAUAAAAUGUGUCUGUGUGGAUACUUAUAUAUAGCAAAUACAAAUAGCCAGGAUAUAACCUUAAUAUUAUGAGCAAACCAGUGUGACAGCUGUCUGAGUUGGUACAUGGAAACACCAGGCCCUCUCUGAAGCCUGUCUGCAUGUGUGGGUGAAUCUGGUGCCUAUUUGCAUGCAUGGGGGGUUGCAUACACACAUACAGACUCUUUUCUCUCUCUCCCUCUCUCCCUCUCUCUCUCUCUCUCCCCCCUCUCUCCCUCUCUCUCCCUCUCUCUCUCUCUCUCUCUCUCUCCCCCUCUCUCUCUCCCCCUCUCCCCCUCUCCUGGAGCAUCAUACCUCUUCAAUACACUGAUUUAUUCUCCGUACUAUAUUAAACUAAUAGUUGACGUCUAAACUGCAUUUUUUGGGUAAUAACCUUCCAUUAGCUUUGAACAUAAUGACUUGUGUGAAGUCAAUCAGUAUGCGGCCCCUUCCAAUCCCCUGUUAUUGUGAUUAAAUACACAACGCAGGCUCACAGGCCAGAGGAGGUGGGGGCAUUGCUGACGCGUCUGUCAGGAGCCACAGAAUAUCAGAAUAUCCCUGACAGAUGCUCUGUACUCACACAGUAAUCUCAGCUAAUAGGAGACAUGUAAUCCUGUCAGUGGCUGCUAAUGGGAUGAGGGCAAAUGGUUUAUCCACUGUGUCUUUCAAUAACCUCCAGGCAACUCCUACCCCUGUCACUCCUAUCCACAACGUCUAUGAAGUCUAUAACUUAUAUUCACUCUCUCCUUAAAGUCUGUCAGUUUCAUCCAUGCUUUUCCUGAAACCUUUCAUUCAAUCCUUAGCUGGUGCUCUCUAGUCUGUUCUAGAACUUCUCGGUAUUUAUUCUUCCCAAUCCACCCUCUUCAAGACUUUGGUAUAUCUGCUAACUGCUUUAUCUCAUCCCAGGAAUGCACUUUCAUAUACCCGGCCUCUCUCAGGGUACUCCCUCUCUCCAACCGGCCUCUGUCAAUGUACUCCCUCUCUCCACCCGGCCUCUCUCAGGGUACUGCCUCUCUCCACCCGGCCUCUCUCAGGGUACUGCCUCUCUCCACCCGGCCUCUCUCAGUGUACUCCCUCUCUCCACACUGUCUCUCUCAGUGUACUCCCUCUCUCCACUCUGUCUCUCUCAGUGUACUCCCUCUCUCCACUCUGUCUCUCUCAGUGUACUCCCUCUCUCCACUCUGUCUCUCUCAGUGUACUCCCUCUCUCCACGCUGUCUCUCUCAGUGUACUCCCUCUCUCCACGCUGUCUCUCUCAGUGUACUCCCUCUCUCCACUCUGUCUCUCUCAGUGUACUCCCUCUCUCCACUCUGUCUCUCUCAGUGUACUCCCUCUCUCCACGCUGUCUCUCUCAGUGUACUCUCUCUCUCCACUCUGUCUCUCUCAGUGUACUCCCUCUCUCCACCCGGCCUCUCUCAGGGUACUCCCUCUCUCCACAUUGUCUCUCUCAGGGUACUCCCUCUCUCCACACUGUCUCUCUCAGGGUACUCCCUCUCUCCACUCUGUCUCUCUCAGUGUACUCCCUCUCUCCACCCUGACUCUCAGUGUAGUCCCUCUCUCCACGCUGUCUCUCUGUGUACUCCCUCUCUCCACCCUGACUCUCAGUGUACUCCCUCUCUCCACGCUGUCUCUCUGUGUACUCCCUCUCUCCACGCUGUCUCUCUGUGUACUCCCUCUCUCCACGCUGUCUCUCUGUGUGCUCCCUCUCUCCACGCUGUCUCUCUGUGUGCUCCCUCUCUCCACGCUGUCUCUCUGUGUGCUCCCUCUCUCCACGCUGUCUCUCAGUGUACGCCCUCUCUCCACACUGUCUCUCAGUGUACGCCCUCUCUCCACCCUGUCUCUCUCUGUGUACGCCCUCUCUCCACCCUGUCUCUCUCUGUGUACUCACUCUCUCCACUGUGCAUCUGUCAGUGUACCACCUCUCCCCACACCAUGUCUCCCAGGGAAUGUCGUCUCCCCAAACUACCUCUCCCAGGGUAACCCUCUCUCUAUACUACUCCCUCUCCCCACUCUGCCUCUGUCAGUGUACUCCCUCUCCCACACUAACUAUCCCAGAGUAUGCCCUCUCCCACACUACCUAUCCCAGGGUACACCCUAUCGCUAUACUACUCCCUCUCCCCAUACUACCUGCCCCAGGGUACUCUGUCUUGCUAUACUACAUCUCACAGUGUACACACCAUGUCCCCACACUACCUCUCACAGCGUACACACCAUCUCCUCACACUACCUCUCAUAGCGUACACACCACCUCCCCACACUACCUCUCACAGCGUACACACCACCUCCCCACACUACCUCUCACAGCGUACACACCACCUCCCCACACUACCUCUCACAGCGUACACACCACCCCCCCACACUACCUCUCACAGCGUACACACCACCUCCCCACACUACCUCUCAUAGCGUACACACCAUCUCCCCACACUACCUCUCACAGCGUACACACCACCUCCCCGCACUACCUCUCACAGCAUACACACCAUCUCCCCACACUAACUCUCACAGCGUACACACCAUCUCCCCACACUAACUCUCACAGCGUACACACCAUCUCCCCACACUACCUCUCACAGUGUACACACCACCUCCCCACACUACCUCUCACAGUGUACACACCACCUCCCCACACUACCUCUCACAGCAUACACACCAUCUCCCCACACUAACUCUCACAGCGUACACACCAUCUCCCCACACUACCUCUCACAGCGUACACACCAUCUCCCCACACUACCUCUCACAGUGUACACACCACCUCCCCACACUACCUCUCACAGUAUACACACCACCUCCCCACACUACCUCUCACAGCGUACACACCAUCUCCCCACACUACCUCUCACAGCGUACACACCAUCUCCCCACACUACCUCUCACAGCGUACACACCAGCUCCCCACACUACCUCUCACAGCGUACACACCAGCUCCCCACACUACCUCUCACAGCAUACACACCAUCUCCCCACACUACCUCUCACAGCGUACACACCAUCUCCCCACACGAACUCUCACAGCGUACACACCAUUUCCCCACACUACCUCUCACAGCGUACACACCAUCUCCCCACACUACCUCUCACAGCGUACACACCAUCUCCCCACACUAACUCUCACAGUAUACACCCUUUACCUACCUACGCUAAGUCACUGAUUCACCACUCCCAGACCAAACCCAACUGUGCCUUGUUUCUGUCACUUGAAGGCCAUACUGCGUCCCUACCCAGUCACAUCAAGACCACAAUCCGUCAUUUGUACCCAAGAUUUUAUUACAUAAGAUCUACAUUUGUUUGCCUCUAUUUAUCCUCUUCUCACUUUCAUUCUAUAUUUGUUGCUCUGCUUUUUUCCCCACCAGUUCUGUCACUCUUUCUCCUCUCUUUAAAUCCCCCAUUCCAUGCACGGAGCAGUGGUUGCCAUGGUUACAGCAGCUGGAGAAUAGCUGCUCUGGGCUUGGGUGAAUCAUCAGGGAUCCCUUAGUCUAACACCAUCUCUCAGUCUCCCAGCCCUUUCCACCUAAAGCAAACACAGAUCAAAGGGUUAUGCCAUUAAUGUUUGUGAAGGCUGCACACAGACGCUUCUCGGAUUCUGCAUGACCGGAGGGUCGAUAAUGUAGCUCUGUAAUAAAAAGCACCGUCUGAUGCUGGAAAUUAUUGCCAACAAUGUGAGAUUUAAAUAACAGUUUGAUCUCUUUCCUUUUGGUACCACGCUGCACUAUAUGUCUGCGCUAUGCAGAUACACUCAUUGGGCUUUAAUCUUAGUCAUGUUUUUUUUAAUAUUUUUCUUCUCCUUCAGGACACUCUAAAUAAUAAUUCUCUGGGGAAGAAAUACAGCUGGCAGGAUCGUGUUUCUCGCUCCUCCUCUCCCUUGAAAACUGGUGAGCAUGUCCUAAUCUGCACACUUCCAGGCCUUAUUCUAGAGCAUAUGAAACCCUGUGCCACAAUGGCGGGAACACCCACUCCGCACAGUUGGACCCCAGUCUAUAUACACCAUAGAGUACUGGGCCGAUAAUCUGCAUUACGAUACAUAGUGGCUACUAAGAAGGGUCAUCUAACCUCAAGGUAUCCAUCUCAUCCAACACGCAGUCCUGAGCAGCCCCUUAUAAACGGUGAUGGUUGUUUCUAUGCCAGGCAUCUCAAACUAUGUCCCCCAGAUGCUGCCAAACUACAACUCCCAGAAGUCUCAGGCCAUCUAUUGCAACAUCUGGUCAACCAGAGUUUGAGAUCCCUGGGUAUUCAGCUAGCGCGUUUAAAACUGGCACUCAAAAUUCACUAGUCCUGGGAGAUGGCACCGAAUGUCCAACAAGAACUACAGCAUGUGUGUCUCCAAAUAUAUAGUGCAAUAUAAAGUACAGACAUAGGGGUUUAGGACUUUAAAGGCCAGAUACCUUUUUCUUGAACUGAGUAAAUCUAAAACAUCCAGCAAGCUGUAGCAAAUUGUCGGUCACACUAAGUUUAGCAGAUAGAAUUCCUCUGAGAUUCCCUAUCACAUGAACAGAAACCGCAUGGGGCUGGAUGGGAGGCAGUGAGAGUGGCUUUAGGAGGACGUUUAUGGUUUGGGUAUCGGUAACAGGUAAAGUGGGUUUGGAGUGGUAUUAAGAUGACUUGGGGUAAGCAGCAGGGCUUAGGGUUAUGGAUACAUUUCCCAUGUUCUUUAAUAGGCUUCCUGAAUUAAAUAAAUGAAGGCUAUUUAAAUAAUUGAGAAUGGAUGAAUGAACAAACAUAUAGAGAUUUGUUUGAUGAAAAUAAUAAGUCAGCUGCACUCUUAUAGUUAUCAUGGCUCUAUUGCACGAUGUUGUGGCUUGGGUACCUCUGGGGGUGAAGUUACCAACCAGAUAGUUGGUUAUGGGCCAAUGUUGCCAGAAUGGAGGCACACAUUAUCAUGUGUCUGAAAUAUGCCACGUUAAAUGCCUGAAACCCCAUCUUCCCCUGCCAAGCCAUUAUUAUAUAAAAAAAAUAAAGCUAUCUCGUGACUUACUACGUGACUUAGUAGGAAACCAUGAUAGAAAUGAUUGUGACAUCUACUCCAGGCUGGCUCAAUGGCAUAAUAACAGGACAAGAUGCUGGAUACUUACUCACAAAUUUGGCAUUUAUUAGUUAAUGAUGAGUUGAUUGGUUUGGGUACCUUUCUAUGUACAGGUCCAUAAAUCCCUGCUAUGUCCAUCUGUCCACAGGAGAUACCACACCAUCCAAUGAGCACGUGUGUCUGAGUGAUGAAGGGAACCCACCAGCUGUUACCCAGGACCGAGGGACCUCUACAGAUACUCCUUGUCGACAUAACAACACUACACAAAGCACCAAUGACCCCUCUAGUCGCACAAACACAAGAUCUCGCCUGGACCCUCACCGAGAUCGAAUCCGCUACCAGACUGAUGUUAGGCUUGAACCCACAGAGGAGAUCUUCCUGACACCAGUCCAGAGAUGUUCAGAUCCUCAAGAACAAGAUAAACCCUUUCUGUCACAGACUGGACCCUGCCGUAUGUCUGUCAGUUCAGAUGCAGAUGUUAACAUCCGCCCGCACAAUGGUGGCCGGCAGCAGUUAUCUAUCAGUGAGGAGGAAGAGGAAGGAGAUGAUGGGGUGGGAUACCUUGGCUGCUCUGGCAGAGUGGGUGGUCACCGUGCCCUUCAGAGGUCAUCAGUUAGUUCCGACACCAGUGGCUUAUCUUAUGACUCUGUAAAGUACACCCUGGUGGUAGAUGAGAACGUGCAGUUACAACUGGUCAGCCUGCGGCAGUGUUAUGCAGGAUAUAGCGAUGACAGUGACAGUGGUACUGUAUACGACAACUGUGUUUCCUCGCCCUAUGAGUCGGCCAUUGGGGAAGAGUAUGAAGAAGAGGAAGAGGAGCAGGUGGGAGCUGCCGGGAGGGAAGGGAACAGAGUUCGGAGGUCUAUGUGCCUCUCGGAGAGCUCCUCUCCAGAGGGCGAUGUCUCCUAUUCCAAAAAAUUCCUCAACGUCUUCAUGAAUGGGCGUUCACGCUGUACGAGUGAGUGAAUCAAAGGUUAAACAAUAAUGGGGGUAUGGCGAGAUGCGUGUUGGUGUGCUUUAACGGUUUCUGUUGCUGUUUGUGUGAAGAAUUUUAAGUUUACGACCUCUCAUAUUGUAUUUAAAGUGCAUGUCCUUUAUUUUGUUGUUUUUACUUUGUUUGCACUGGUAAAGAAAGUGGAUUUAGAGGGGUAUGCUUUGUAAUACACCAGUACCCUAAGACGUUUACUUGCGGCAUUGCAUUAUUGUUUUUUUAGUUAUUUAGACCAUAACAGCUCUAUUUUGCCAACUGAAUGGCUGUUUGCUUGGCUGCUUUAUAUAUAAGGGGUCUUCUAGUUUGGGAAACCCUCAGUCUCUAAUCUUCUUAGCUGCAGAUUCCUUUGGAUUGUUUUCAUGUCUUAUAAAUGGUGAAGAGCGAGAACAGACACAUCGAGCAGUUUUCAGGUACGUUGUCCAGCACGGAACAUUUUAUCUCAUUAUUACCAUACCACCCAUUGGUCACAACACUCAACAAGUUACAUUGAUUUUACCUUUCUAUUUGUUCUCAAACAAGUUUUUUGUUUGUUUUGUUAACAACAGUGGGUAUGUAGAAAGUUUAAUUUUCUGAGCAUAGUUCUAAAAGUGAAGCAGUCACCAUGGAAACCAAUUAAAUGUCCCUUGCUCAUUGUUCCACUUUUAGAAUAUUGCAACUGAUGUACUCUUUUUUACAGAGCCCUCAAUGUAUCCCUGGGAUUACUGAAUCAAAUUAUAAUUCACUCAUCGGGUAAUAAGAUCUGAGCAGAAAGUCACAUGUGAAAUAUGUUCCAGUACAAAAGUCUGCUUUCUGAAGUCACUGGUUCAGUGAAAGAAUAGUCCAAAUAUUUCAUUUAUUUACCUAACAGCCCCUGACCCAUCUGACCUUUCUGCAUUCUGUUAUUUAAAGGCCAUCUCCUAUAGAACAAAGUGACUUGUAUGCAUUUAUUGUUGCAUUGACGGAGCAUGUAUUUUGUUUUCUUUGGUAGCAGUAAGCCAACUUCAACUUUAAAGCCAGCUUUAUUUGACAACUGUAUAAUGUUUCUAUACUUUACUUCUUAAUGGUUUUCUGACAAAGGUCAAUACCUCUCAAAUUUACUAUGGAUUUUGCUUUGCUUUUAAUUACUCUCUUACUUCCCAUCUCAUUGACCUGAAGGUUCACCACCUUUCAAUGAUUUUAUUAUUCAACUACAGGUUCAUGCCUCGUCACCCCGGGGAACUGGAGCUGGAGGCUGAGGAUCCCCUGCUGGUGGAAGUGCAGGCAGAAGACCAUUGGUAUGAGGCUUAUAACAUGCGGACGGGCGAUCGUGGUAUAUUUCCAGCUUAUUACGCAGUACAAGUGACCAAGGACAAGGAUCACUCCACAGGUAAAAACAAAAUGCCAGUUCAUCUGACUAUGAUUCACAAAUUAGUCCCUCGUGGACACUGGAGAUCUUAUGCACCUCAUCUCACUUUGACCAUUGAAGGUACAAUCCACAGAAUCUGGACUGCAGGCACCUUCUAAACCCAAUGAUGAUGACUUUUACCCCACCAGAUCUUUGAGAGUUAGAUUUUCCAUGGUGAAUGUUCCUCCUUAGACUGCCAUAGUAUUAUGGUAAAUGCAGUUUCCAAAGUAAUGAGGUGCCAAACUUAGCCAUCACUGCCCUACAUUAAUGUGGAUAGUCCAUCAACCCUAAGUACUUUCUAAGCUUGGCAGCAAUAUUAAAAAUGGCUCCAUUAGGCAUUGUGCGGUGCUCUUAGGAAUGCAGCACUAUUAAAGGGUGGGUAUCUUAAAUGAUAUUUAAUAUUGUGUUGUUAUGCUAGUUCUUAACAGUUACUCCUGACUACUAUACACCGUUCUUUGAAAAUAACUGAAACAUUUAGAUAAUUCGAACACUGAAAUAAAUUGCAUCUGAAUGGUAAUUGUUCUAAUUUCUAAUUUGAAAUACCAAAGGGAGAGAAAAGUACACAGGAAUAGGAGUCUAAUGAGCGAUCGUGUUGUGAACAAAAAGCUCUUGCUAGUUUUGAGAAUAUCUUAAAAUGGAAAAAAAAAGAUUUUAUUUCAUUGAACAUAAAUUAUUUAUUUAAUAAAAAAUGUAAUAAAAUAAUGUAAGUGAUUCAUUACCCUAUGCUGCUAUUGUUCUAUGUAGAAUUUUAUGGGGAAAAAAUAGAUAAAUCCCUGUUCUGUGUCGGUUUUAGAUGCACGCACCCUGGAAUGUCUACAGAAUUCUAGGUUUCAACAUGAUUAAGGCCCAUUGGGUUGAGAUCCUCAGUUUGUGACCAUUGCCUGUAGCAACUGGUGUUCCAGAGACUCUGAUUCUUUCACCUAGAGACUGUUUAGUAUAGUAUCAUUUAGAUACUGUAUCAUAUUCUCAUGGAAAGUCAAUUUAUGUCCACUCACCCAAGUGGGUGGCUUUUUCACUGUUACCAUUGGUGAUAUGCAACUCUAGCUUUCUGUUACCUUUUUUCCCAGAAAGUCAAACUUCUGCCUGGGUUGACCAGUUCUGGGUGAAGUUCCUUGGCUCUGUGCAAGUUCCAUACCACAAAGGAACGGAAGUUCUGUGCACCGCCAUGCAAAAGGUGAUAACCUCUAAAAAACAAAUCUGUAUGUUUCAACCUAAUUGAUGAUUUGGGCAACGCAUUUCACGUGUUCCUCCUGCCUUCAUCUUACCCGGUGAUAUAUAAAACCUCUUAAGUAUCUGAUUAAUUCCAUCCAAGUGUGAUGUAUCAGUAAUACCUACUGCCUCAUCAUUUUGGUGACCGUUCGGAUGAAUCUAGUUAUGAAAAUCUUACAUUCCUGUUAAAGUCUUUGUGUUUAGUAUAAAGAGUUCAGUGUAAAUUUUAGAAUAUUUAAUUUAUCUUAAUUCAGGUUCUCAAACUCUCAAAACAAAACAAUGGUUUAUGAUAGUUGAUCCCACAGUCCUUUUAUUUAGAGUUAUCAUUUUUGUUUAAAGAGCUAGACAAUGAAAACCAAGCUUGCUGGAAAUAUUACACAUCUAAAAACGCUUAGUUUGGGAGUACCCAUAAGAAGAAAAAAAGCAAUAUGUUUUUGUGUAACUGAAAUGUUUUGAAAUUAGUUUGACCUGUAAACUUUGCAUUUCAGAUUGCUAUGUCUCGUCGCCUUACAGUGCUGUCAAAUCCACCAUCUAGCUGUGUCCUUGAGAUCAGCCUCCGGGGGGUAAAAAUUGCAGUUCGAGGAGAUGACCCUCAGGACCACAGUCAGGUAAGUGGGGCUAGAAUUAACAACUCUGUGGAACUGCUGGGUAUCACCCCAGUAUUAAAGAAACACUAUAGUCACCAAAACAACGUUAGCUCAAUGAAGCAGUUUUGGUGUAUAGAUCAUACCCCUGCGGUCUUACUGCUCAAUUCUCUGCCAUUUAGGAGUAAAAUUACUUUGUUAGCCUUCUUGACGUUGUAGGAGCCUCCUGCAUGUAAUGUACAGAGAUAAAAACUUCUAAAGCAAGUUAACAUAUGACUGAAAAUGAAACUUUUUUCAUUCAGGCUGGUGUGGGCAUGGCUAGGGCUGCAUAAACAGAAACAAAAGUGAUUGCCUAAAUGUCAGUGAAUUGAACAGUGAGACUGCAUGCGCAUGAUCUGUACACCCAAACUGCUUCAUUACGCUAAAGUUGUUUUAGUGACUAUAGUGUCCCUUUAGUAUUUUUCUAGCCACAACAGCCUUGUUACAUCCCAGUAUCAUGCCAAUAUUCACCACAUCCCAAUAUCACACUGGCUUGUACUUUUGUUUUGCCUACUUUUGUAAUGGCAAUGAUGAUCCAUCUAGGUUUGCAUAUUGACUGAUGUGUUUUCAUAAUAACGGUCUCUGUGCUUUUCUACAUCUUUCGCUAAUAACCCUUUCUUACCAGCAGGUGAACACGUGCAGUCACUUCUUCCAGUUAAAUAACAUCUCAUUCUGUGGCUAUCACCCUAAGAACAGCAAGUGAGUGUAAUGGAGAUUUAUAGGGUUCCCCUGUUAUGCAAAUUCUGUUUUCAUCAUUUUCUUACUAUUUCUCAUAAUUGUUUGUUUAAUUUUUUUCCCCCUAGAUAUUUUGGCUUUAUAACUAAACAUCCCUCUGACCAUCGCUUCGCUUGUCAUGUAUUUGUCUCUGAGGAUUCAACCAAACCCCUGGCAGAGUCUGUCGGGUAAGAAUGUGGGCAUGGGUGGUAUAAGGGUCCGCAGCAUUAAUGGGUUAGAUACCAGACUCUACUUUUAUUGGAUGUGGGAUGUUAGAUCGGAGAAGAGAGAAAUAAGUUCACAUUUGUAAUGUUAUACUAUAUUUAAAAUAAAAAUAAAAGAAGAAGGCCUUUAUUAGCGAAUUUCCACAUUUCAUUUUAUUAUUUAAGUUAUUGUCUUCUUGGAGAAUUCAGAACCAGACAGUUUAUAGAUUGUCGUAACAAUGUCUUCCUGAUAUUUAAAUGAAAAUCAUAUGUUUUUGUUUCUUAGCAGAAAGUGGAAAGCUGUUUUCUAUACAAUAAUAAUAUUGUACAGCACUGCAGAAUUUAUUUUUGGCGCUACAGUAGUAUCUAGUUCUUGGUGCAGGCCUAUAUUGAAUGAGGUGGAAAGCAACCCUACGUUGCCCCCUAGCUGCAUUUCUAAAACUGCAGUAUCUGUAAGCAUCCUCAAAAGGGGCUAAUUCACUAAAUACCCAAUUGGCUUAAAUUGGAAACAAAACUGGACAACUGAGGCUAAAAGAGCUAAACUAUGGCUAUAUUUUGUUUUCCAAAUCUGCUAUUACAGACUACAUUUAACAAAUUUAAACUUGAAAUGAAAAUCAAAGUAUUUGUGCAUUUAUAUGUUAUCUAUUUAUAAAAAUAUUAAUCCUGGUCAACACAGUAUAAAAACUCAGCGGAAAUUGUGGUGUGUGAUAUUGCUAAAACUUUCUCCCUUCCUUACAGGAUUUCCCAGCAUAUCCAAGAAAUCCGUUUUAAUGAGUAACAAAGGAUUAAUGGGUCUGUUGCUUUGUUUUCUCAUCUUAAGAGAAGUCCAAUAUUAAAAGGACACAAUAGGCAUCAAAACAUCUUUAGCUUAAUGAAGUAGUUUUGGUGUAUAGAUCAGGCCCCUGCAGUCUUACUGCUCAAUUCUCUGCCAUUUAGGAAUUAAAGGGAAACUAUAGUGCCAGGAAAACAAACUUGUCACUUACCUGGGUCCAGCGCCGAUGCCCCUCGGUCCGCCUUCGCUCCUCCCCCACCGCCGUCAGCUGUCAGGGGAGAUCUAAUGCGCAUGCGCGUCAAUGGCCACUGUGGCGAAAGUGACCUUGCCACUGGUUUUUGGAGGGGCCUAUUUGCCAGCCUCCUGCCAUGUGACUAUGGCCCCUGGGAUGUAUUGCCCUUUAAGGAACUGAGUUGUGGCUUAUGGACUUAUAUUAUACUGUUACUGACCCUUUAAGAACUGUAUUUGGGCAUAAUGGAUUUUUAUAAUGCUGUUUCUGGCCCUUUAAUUACUUUGGAGCAGUGUUGCAACUUUAAAUUGGCACUUUGGAUACAGCCAAAGUGCCGAAGUGGCCGCCAUUCGACAAACAAACACGUGAUGGCGGCCAUCUUUGUUCAUUCUAACGAGGUCAACGGUAUGUGUAGCCAAAUCCAUGGAACUGAAAUCUGCUAACCAUUUCAACGAACACCGCUGACCCUUACCUUCUCCUACACUGAGUUUUCAGCCACAGAGACGAAGUCCCGUUCGAAGAUUCGAACGCAUGUUCGAAUGGGACUUAGUCAUUUUUUCAGUGUGAAAUUGACCGACCGCACAGCCCAAAUCUAUGGAACUGUUUUGGGCAGGAAAAUGUGCUUGCGGUUGGUCAAAGGUGACUUAUAUCUAUCUCCCAAACGGAUUCUAAAGAUUUUGGGGUAUGUUUGUGUUUGAAAUAUGCUGAUUAAGAAUAUGUGACUUUUAUUAAUAUUGGAUGUAUAGUUUUAGAGUUAUGAAAGUUGGGUAAAAUAAACACAUCCCCGCCACUUCAAUAAGAACACGAGAUCUCAACCGAUACGACGGAUAACCCUGACCCACAGUAACUCCAUAGGUCAAGGGGGGACAUCUUAGGGCAUGGCCCAUAUCCCCACAGAACCACAUAUUGAACACAUCUGGACAUGGCACGCAUACCACCUCUAUAAGACAACGCUUACAAUCAGAUUAACGGACGUGUGCGGCAGCCCCGAGACAUAGCAACACACACAUACACCACGACACUAUACCUCUCCUGAUGAACCCUAGAAAACACAUACUCCGCACCCGCACAGACCCAAGCAAGGGUCCUCACGGUUGACCUCACUUUGACAUACUGCAAUACGACAACAUGAUAACUAACAAGAACCUCAACUAGGUUAAUAGCUACCGCACCCAACUCGGAUGGGUUCUAACCCACGGGAAAAGGACGCAAACCUCGCACAACCGACCAAACAAGCCCAUUUCAAUAGAAACAACUCGAUUGCCAUAUGGACAGGGUCACCGUCGGUUGUAGAUGGAUUAAAAGGGGGUAAACUGACUACACUAAGCCCUGGGUACGUACGGAUCUCUUCUCACCACUCUCCAUAUCCCUGCAUUGUGGAUCUCGUAUCAGACAGACACCACACACCCCUACACAUGACCACUAGUUAGGAUACUAUCCUUCACACCGAAACACACAACAUACAUUCAUCGACAACUACUCUGGAUUAAUUCCAAUCAAGGAACCGCAUCCUUAGAGUACAUAUGAACGCUACCAUACCCAUAUAGCUCUAGCUUUAUCUGGAAGCCCCUAACUCCAGGAUAUACUGUGACGAUAAUAUUUUGCAAUUCACGCUUUAGAAAAUAAACAUAAUUGUACCCUAUCAUUGGUUGUAUAUUGGAACAGGGAACAUCCCUGCAUAUGUACAUGUAUAUGUUAUGCUUCAAAAUUGCUACCUUCACUGUUUGACUGAUGUGGGCCUGCGAGCCCUAAAAUCUAUCGUACCCAAUUGCUAAUAAAAAUCUGAUUAACAAAAAUAAAAUAAAAAUAAAUGAAAGUUGGGUAAAAAGUAUGUUUUAAACUGUACGGCUAAUUGUGUUACCUCUCAGGCUAAGGGGAGGAGAUGUGUGGGAUGUAACCAGUGUGUGAUUGGGUAAUUCAUAAUUGUCUGUGGGCGUCUCCCUUGCAUGGGAGAAUUGCAUAAAAGCAGAGUGUGUGUCAUUAAACAACAGAGUUCUACUUCACCCUCAAUCUAGAGUCCUGUCUCUUAUUGGGGGAAUUGCUAUAUCACUACAAGGGAUUGCUAUGCUCUGCAUACUCCCUUAGCUAAUCACUACUAAGCUCUUUUAAGAACUUGUUUCUACUUCACUCUCUUGGAGGAGGGGUUCACCCACUGGAACCUGGAGCCUUGUCGUAGGUCCAGGGUGGGUAGGAGACGGCGAGACCCCAACCAAGCUGCGGCAGUUCGUGGGGUCUACGGUGGUUGUGGUGUCUGGCGGAGCGUUUGGAGCUAUCUGUAAGCGCUAGGAGCAUCCUUCAAUGGAGGUACCCAGUCGGGGUGCCAGGUGAUCCGUUACAGCCAUUCUCAUAUUAGGAUUUCUCCAUAGGGGAUUCGUGUGACACUGGAAGUCCGCAUGCAUAGCAUGAGGACGUCCAGCACCAGUUAGGCGACCAAAAUUGCCUAACAGCACUGAAAUCCCUAAAGGUGGAGUUAACUCUCAAAGGUAAUUAUUGCAGUUUCACACAAUCACACAAAGUAGUCUCCUGCAGGGUCUAGCAAGCUAUUAAUUCUUAAAUUAAAGGACCGCUAUAGGCACCCAGACCACUUUAGCUCAAUGAAGUGGUCUGGGUACCUGGACCCCCUAGGUUUAACCCUGCAGUUGAAAACAUAGCAGUUUCAGAGAAAUUGCUAUGUUUACACUGCAGGGUUAAUCCAGCCUCUAGUGGCUGUCUCACUGACAGCCACUAGAGGCUGCUUCCGCGAUUUACACAGAGUAAAUCGCACUUAUUUGACACUGGACGUCCUCAUGGAGUCCAUUGUCAAAAAAGAUCCCCACAGGAAAGCGUUGAAUAAUGCUUUCCUAUGGGUGUGUUUGAAUACACGCGCCUCUGGCUCCACCCUGAAGCUGAUGUUGAUAGGAGAGGUCACCAGUGCCGAGGGAGCCCAGCGCUGGAUUAAGGUAAGCAAAAAAAUGGUUAACCCUUUAAUCUCCGCGGAAUAGGGCUCUAGUCAUCUAAACGGUGACUAGGGCUCUAUAGCGUUGGGAAUACAUAUUUGAAUUUCUAACGCUAUAGUGUUUCUUUAAUAAUGUGCAAUAAAGGAAUUUUAAACAUUAGAUCUCUCUUUACAGGAAGUGUUUAGGAAGGCUGUGUAAGUCAAAUGCAGGGAGGUGUGACUAGGGCUGCACAAACACUAUGAUUUAAGUUUUUUAAACGGUAGAGAAUUGAGCAGUGAGGCUGCAGAGGCACGAUCUAGAACAGGCUUCCCCAAAAUCCGGCCCUCCAGAUGAAAUAGGCUGAGAAUCAUGGGAGUUGUAGUUCAGCAACAUCUGGAAGACCGGAGUUUGGGGAAGCCUGAUUCUAGACACUCUAUACACUAAAAUUGCUUAAUUAAGCUAAAGUUGUUUUGGUGCCUAUAGUGUCCAUUUUAGGCCUUAUAUAUACCCAUGUUUAAAGAUAUGACCAUCCGUUCAUCCUUAGUUCCCAUUCUUUGGUUAGAAAGGUUUCACUGUGGUCUACAUGGAGCUGGUAUUGCCUAAGUGUUUUCAUACCUAAUGAAUGGGCUUUAAAACUUUUUUUUGUUCUUUCUUCAUAUUUUUAGGAGAGCCUUCCAACAGUUUUACAAAGAAUUUGUGGAGUACACAUGCCCCACAGAGGAUAUAUAUUUGGAGUAGCUGCAAUCUAUUACACGGAAAUCUGUUCUGUGCAUGGACAAAACUGCUUGUGCUGGGCAGCGGAGGACACAGAGCUGCCUGAGUGGUGGGAUGGUGAGGGACAAGAGGCACCCCUCCCUGCUGUGCCUCCACCCUGUUGGAUUCUGGUGAACUGGGUGUAAAAUCAAGUUGAACGUGAAGGCUGGGCCCAACCAAGACAUUUCCCAAUAACCUUCUCCCCACAACCUUCUCCCCACUUUACUCUGCCCCUAACCCUGCCAUGCAUUUUCAAGCAAGGGGACUCCAAGGAAGGACUGUGCUCUGAUCUCCUGAGCCUUACUACCAGUUUGAGUAUGGAAACUGCAAGAAAAUGCUACGGUCAGGAAAGAAAGUCUAGGGAUGUAAGAGUUAGAAAGUGGAGAACAAGCUCUGUGAUAUCACACAGUUGCCUGUGAGUGAAAGUUUGGUUUUAUUUGUAUACAGAAAGGAUAAAGAAUGUGUGCACAUGUUGCUUGGUACCAGCUGUGGGGAUGCAUCAAUGAUUGACAGAUGGAAGGUGAAGAUUAGUUGCUGCUCAAACUGCUGGGGUGCUGUGGCCAUUGGUAGUGUUUUAAUGGCCUUCUAGACUCACUGAAAUACUGUAUGAAUGAGUGGAUUGAACAACUCUGUACAUAGUGCUUGAGCUGGUGGGCAGUUCUAUUGACUUACAAAGUGACACUAUAUAUAAACAAAGAUAUGUGCGUGGCUGGUUUUGCUAGUUGGUUAUCCUAAUAAGGUAAAGGUGGUUGUCUGGGUGUCUUGAUGAGUGAGUAUUGGUUAUAGAGGUGUGUUUCUAAAGGUUGGGGGCAGAGGGCAGCUCAACGUUUCUCAAUAAAACAGACUGAGAAUGGCUCUGUUAUCAUUCCUCAAACAGGAUUGGUUGAGAUCAUGUCAUAUGUAUAUGUAACAACAACAACAAAAAAACAGCAGUGGUACCUGCCACAUUGUCUCCAAUAGGCUGCCGUUGAACUAAGGUUUAGAAUGGAAUGGUAACAGCACCUUGGUGAAGUCCUCAAAUCCAAGUCGAUAUGAAAUGAGAGGAGACAGAGAAGACAAAAAAAAAAGGGAAUAUAGUGUAGUAGGUUGAUGAAUGUAAUGUGAGGGGAAAAAGGAUUUGCUGUAAACUAGCUUCUGAUGGCUCCUUACUCAAAGCUUGGCGUGGAAUAAUCAAUCCCUACUUUUGGAUAUAUGUGCGAUUCACACUCUUGGAUGGAUGUAUGUUAAAAUCUUCAGCAUAAUAUAUAUAUAUAAAAAACAACAAACUAAAAUAUAGUGCACACUGUGUAACAAAAUACAUUAAAAUAACAGAGUCCAAAGACGUAGGUGGUAUAUUCCACAACAAGGAAAACUAUGUCCAAACGUCUAAAUAGCAGGGCGGUCCAAAAGUAGUAUUUAAACGAAC